Molecule: messenger RNA, 69090 nt
Organism: Xyrichtys novacula (pearly razorfish)
Lineage: Eukaryota; Metazoa; Chordata; Actinopteri; Labriformes; Labridae
Source: the annotation of a GenBank genome assembly
GUUAGGGUUAAGCUUGAUUUGGGGUUUGUAUUCUGAAAUGUUUCAGUCUGUUUUUACUAAAAUGUCCUGGUUCACCAUCAGGUUAUUGAGUUCCUUUAUAUCUCCUCUGUAAAUUGAGAAACUUUGUGUUUGGUCUCUUGGUGGACAGAUUGAUCAAAACAAUCAACAGAAUGGGGUUGGCAAGACAGUAAUUUAGAACAAUGACUGCACUGUCACUUUUACAGCUCUGUGUUUGUAUGUACGGUAUAAUAUAUUUGCUUUUCCACUUCCUUUCUUCUUCUGUCAAGAUUUUCCUGUAAUACCUGGCUUCCUAUCAGUGCAUCUGUGCUGUUCAACUUCCAGCUCAAACCGCCUAGGCCAGUUUCAAUCUGAUCAAGAUUUAUACAUGACAGAGAAAAUCUAUCCCCUAUCAUUGUGAUGUAUCAGUCCAACUUUGAGAUGUUCAAUUUAGUGUGAUUUCAGUCAGGCUAAUGUUUUCAAAAAGUCCAGUUGAAUACAAUAGGAAUACAAUAGCUUGAUUUUUUGAACAUUUUAACAUACUAAAUGAGUCUUGGCAUGUAAAAUUUUAACAAAGUCUGUUUUUAAAGCUCACUUUUAAUGGCACUUACCUCCAGUAGGGGUUUGGACCAUUUUAAUAACUAUAACUAUAUAGGCUAACUUAGGGCUGGGCGAUAAAACGUUAACGAUAUAUAUCGAAAAAUUAAUUUCCCUCAAUACCAUGAUAAAACAUGGUCAAUAUGCUUUUCAAUAAUCAGCAUUCUGCCAUGUUUUGGUAGACUAUACAAAUAGCCAAUGAAAAAGGGAACAUGUACUCGUGCUAAACUAGAACCAAGUAGCAAACAACUGUGUAGUAGCAGACUGCAGCUACACGCAACCAUAGCACUUAAACACGUGAAGCCAACAGCACUGAAAAAAAGAAAAUGGGUGCUACUCCUGGCAGAAAUGCAGAUGAAGGCUGAACAGAUGAUGACGUGGCGUGGAGGUAUUUUGGUUUUUUGAGGUCAGACAUGAAGCAGAGAAUGUGCACUGCAAAUUAUGUUGAGUACAUGUUCUCACAAAACCGGGGGAUACCUCAAAUCUUUUUCACCACCUGAAGCAGUGCCAGGCCGCAGAGCACACGCAAUGCAAAAUGUCACAAACCCCGAGCGGGGCAAGGAGCCCAUGGCACCUGUGCAGCCAACACAUCCGACUAUUCAGUCUGCUUCCUCUAGCGCAACACCUUUGGACAAAACGUUGAAGAGACACAAAGACCUCACAGAUGCAGAAGCUUAUUGUAUUGCCAAAGACAUGCAACCAAUAAGCACGGGUAAUUUUCAUCUUUAAUAUCAUGAUAUAUCUUGAUAUCGACUGUUAUGAAAAAAAUAUAUGUGAUAAACUUUUUCCCAUAUCGCCCAGCCCUAGGCUAACUACACAUUCUUACAAGUGGUCCUACCUGCUUCAGGUAGAGGCAUCCCUAUUAAUCACAGGCUGUUUCAUUGUUAACUAAAUAUCCCUUACAGGUGCUUUAAUAAUAAAAAUAAUAAUAACAAUAAUAAAAAGUCUUAAACCAUAAAACAAAGACUAACAUUAUAGCGUUAUCUAUUGACCCUUCAUGCCUGUAGUAAGAGUUCACACCCCUCUCCACUCCCCUCCUCCUCCUCCUCUGUAAGCUUACACAUUUAUUUCUCCCUCCAGUCUGCAGUCACUCCCAUCGUGUCCGGGGAGUACAGCCACCACCGGGACAGAGCUCCGAUGGCAGCCCGGGUUUCUUUCACUCAGGUCCGGAUGGAGGUGGAGGUAGAGCGCUGCCGGGCCGAGUGUCAGUGGGACAGGAUACCGGCGAUCAUCGAUCAGAUGCAGGCUGCGCGUUUCCACGAGGACGGUGAGUCAGUCAGGGGGGUGGGGGAGUUCAUCUGCAGGUUUUGGGUCGCUUCUCGGUUAUAUCUCGUACUCUAAAUAUAUUAACAUCGAUAUAGAGCUGGUUGCCAUAUUGUAUCUGUUUCAUUUUGUUGGGAUUUCUACCAAAAGUUUGCGUUUUACUUUCUUUUAGAGCAGAUAGAGGAAGUUGUUUCUGAAGUUCGAGCUUUUUUUGCGAGAAAAAGUAAAACAUGUUGAAACUAUUUUCUAGCAGCAAUUAAAAUACAAAUUUACAGUGUUCCUUAUUCGUUACAGAUUUAAAAUCCUAAAACUGUGAAAGAAUGUGAUGUUUUCAUUAACUAUUUUCUUACAGUGUGCACAAGUUGGACUCUGGACUUAAAACAAGAUAGAGGACAGCUGUUAAGUGUUUCUCUACAAGUUUAGUCCACAAAGGAAAAGUAUUACAGCAAUAUUUAACUUUUAGAAGAGCGAUAACCAAAAACGAUUGAGGUCUCUGCAUUAGUCCUACUGGGUCAUACCAUGGGUCAUUAGGAGGUUUCUGAACAACAGUAAAACAUCCCUCAUGUCAAGUUUACAGUUCACACAAUGAAUGACUGAACCUAAAAGUGGUCACAAGUGAUGUUAGACCCUCCGUUCUCACUGUUAACACCGCUCACUCCUGCUCGUUUUACAGUGUCUUUCAGCCUCUGCCCUGAAAUCCUUCCACAUAAGCUCAAAGCAAUGCAAACACACUUUUCAUCUAGUGCCUCAUAAAACAUUUCUGUGCUGAGUCACUAAUGCACCUGCCUCCACCCCUCACAUACGCAGAGUAAAUAUGGGUUCAGGUGACUAUACUGCAAGUCAACAGUUAUCGUGCCCACAGCUGGCUGAUGGUGCAGGUGGACAGUUUGCACACGCAAUGAAGUGUUAAAUCAAUGUGUUGGUACAGUGCGCGUGUGUGUGAGUCACGUCAGCUGAUCAGGCAUUCAUGGAAAGAAGGGUGAAUCAGGAGGAUUGAGGCACUACUGCUGCACAUUUUUGGAGAAGAGAAAGAGCGCUUUGAUGGCAGAUGAAUUUAGAAAAUUGUUUUAUUCAGGGUUUAUCUCUUGUGUGGCUGUAAAAAGGCUCUGCAUUCCUUUGUGACAUGUUCAAGUUUUAAAGCUCAAAAGGGGUCAUAAUGUUUUAGUGCUGUCUUCCGGGUUUUAAAUCAUAAACAUACUGAAUCACUCAAAUGUAGACCAGGCCAUUCAUCAGGAAGUGAGGAGACAGUGGACAAGUUCAAAUCUAAGGGGGCAUCCUCCCUCUUAGGAGGAAAACAUCACAUUUACUUACACUUAAAGAGCCGUCAAACAAAAGCUAAUGUAGAAAUAUAGAAAUCUCUUUAACAACUGUUUGUUGUGUCCAGAUGUGCGGGCAGGGGGUUGCAUGGACCCCUCUUGAAAUCUGCUUAGCCACCCCAGGUUGUCGUCAUAUAAUGCAAAACUAUGAUGAGCUUUUUGCCUUAUCAAGGGUUAAAAAUCAACGACUCGGGGUGCAGCUGGCCUUUUUGUCUACAUGUACACCUCAUAUAGGAAGGGUUUUCCUCAAGCAGUCAACCUGGGUUCACUUAUCCAAUCCAAUCCAAUCCAUUUUAUUUAUAUAGCACGAUUUAAGCAAACACAAGGUUUCUAAAAAUACAAUGAAUUACACAAUGCAAGCACAAUAGAUGAGGUAAAAAUAAAAUGAGAUAAAGCACAGUAAAAUCAAAUAAAAACAAACACAAUAAAUAAAAUCAAUAUUAUUAUGGCCUGUGACUCUAUUUAGCACAUCUCACUCCUCCCUCUCUCUAUUCCAGUUUCCUGCUCUAUCCACUAUCCUGUCCUCUUCAGAUGAAGGACAGAGGAUAACUCUUAAAAAUAACACAAUUUGAACAGUGAUUCACAUGCUUUGAUUUGCUGUCUUUGCAUUUAAGUCUAAACACUCAUAUUUAUUUCCUGAGAUUGGUGAGGAUUCUCAAGCUUGUAGGGGCCCUGGGCAAAAAUUCACAGGAGGGCCCCCACAGUGCACACUAGGUUUGGUCAUGGCCAGCCCAAGAAGAACACACUAGUUUGGUCGAUGAUCUAGCCGUCAAAGAACAACAGCGAUGAAUGUAAUGCUAACAAAAGUGACGUUUUUUUUCUUUCAGAAACUUCCCACAGUAUCAGUGUCCAUGUAAUGCUUAAUUGCUCACUAAGUUAUGAUUGGAGUAAUGAUGUUUGGAAAUCACAACAUAUAUUAAAGGGAUAUUCCGGCACCCCCUUGAGAGAUAAAUGUUGCAGACUGCUUACUUCUCUAUUUAUACCAACUUUAGUAACGACCACAUGACAACAAUACACAGCAGUCUGAGGAGCCAUAAACGAACCUUAACCAAAACGCCACUCUGUAGCCACAGAUAAUGCUCAGAACAGCACCUAACUCCAUCAACAGUGCAUAUAGGGUCCUCGCCAUAGCACUAACCACCUAACAUCUUUUUAACUUUGCCUGAUUUCUUUAGCAAAGAGACUAAUCACAAAUCACCUACUCUCUUCCAGCAGUCGCUUGUUUGUAGCGAGACCUCAGGCCAGUCCAUUACGGACUGCUGUGGGGUGACGCAGCUCAAGGAAGAACAUUUAUGAACUUUUCUUCAUGGAAAUUCAAUCAGACUGAGACGCCAAGGUAGAAGAACUGCAGCGUCUGCAGUGCAAAAUGAUUAAUAUGGUGAUUAUUACUUCAAGGAAAUGAUAAAGUAAUGAUCAUAAAUGUUCUUUCUUGAGCUGUGUCCUCGCUGUAGUCUGUAACGGACUGGCCUGAGGCCUCGCUACAAACAAGCAUUUGAUUAAUUUUGAUAAAUUAAUUUUAUGCCGGAAUAUACCUUUAAAUGAUUGGAUGACUUCACAAGUUCACUUUAAAGGAUUAUCUCUUAAAUAGUAAAGUUGUCACACAUGUUUGCCUCCAGUUGAGUCUGACUAGACUGUAAUAAAAACAGUUAUGUGAUCCAGGUGCAUGCUAACUUUAUAACAGGGUCUCUUCACAGUGUUGGUCAGUUUGUGGGGGCGCUGGCUAUUCACAUUUAUUCAGGAAAGUCAGUGUAACUUUAGAUACUUGUGGGGAGGAAAAAAUAUGACAAAAGCAAACAUCAGCUCCAAAGGAAGUAUAAAUGGAGUGAUACCUGCGAGCUAGUUAAAGCAGACAACUCAAGCUGAUUUCACACUAAACAUGCGUCAUUCUCACAGUCACUUUAGGAAUACAUCUUCUCUCUCGUUUAAGCUGUGAAAUUUCUCCCUCUGCUCAUUGCUACUGCUGCCAUGCACCUGUGCUGCAUCCCAGUAUCUACCUGCAGGCUACAAACAAAGCUUUUUAUCACUCUUUAAAACUGCUCAUGUAAAAUAAAUCUGCAACAGGUGAUAAGGCCAAAUCCUAGACGCUAAACACAAUCACUGUCCUGUUGUUGCAGAAACAUUUUAAACCAAUCAAGAUGAGCGGUGAGUCUUACAGCAGCGCUGACUUUUCCAAAAGUCUGAAACCAUCAGCUCUGUAAAAUCGUCUCUGAGCUUUCUCUGUAUUUCUGGCCUGAGAAACGUCCUGCUGUUUCUCCCUCACCUUCCCCCACAGUGAUCGCUGCAGCCUUGACUGUGCUGAUAAAACUAACAGGCAGAUAUGUGACGUAUAUCGGGACAUAAACACUCUCACAGAGUCAGCGUCAGAAUACACACACACACUCAUACAGAAUGGAAAAGGUAAACAGGAAGAUUUAAUCCAGCCUGUGUGUACACAAAAUUCGAGGUUAACCACUCGGUUUACUGAACGAGCAGUUCUUAUCAUGUGGUCAUAAUAUAGAGCUAUUUAAGGGGAGCAGGAGGGAAAUCUAGACUGUUGCUUCUACUUUAGGAAUAUUUGAGCUUCUCUCCCAGAGUCGGUGGGAAAUGUUAUUUUAAAUGGGCUCACUGAGGUUUGCUUUGGCCACAGAAAAUAAUGACUUUUGACCCUCAGCUAAGAUAGACUCUGACAAACUCAGUUAUUCUAUCCUGACCCCUCCUCAGACGACUACGGGAUGCUGCUGAUGUCUGAGGCCCUUCUGGAGGAGUGCCUUCAGGAAAACAUAGAUCUCUUACGGAGCUGCACGCCUUUAACGGAUAAAACCCAACCCAAACUGUGCCGGGCUAAAGGGCAUCUCAACUCUGUCCUGAGUCGAGGCCGUCUCACAGUCAGUAUCAGUAUAAUGUACAGCAUAAGUGUUCAUCUAAAAACAGAAGCACACAGAGCACAGGACGCUUCUUACACAAAUUAAUUGCCUUAUUUUUCCUCAUUUCUACUCCAGCCCCGAUACCUGAACGAGGCUCUGCUGCUGAUGGCAAAAGUUCACUAUGUGCAGGGCCGAUACCGGGACGCUCAGGGGAUGUGUGCCAGGGUGGGACUGGAGGAGCUGACGCAGGAUAUACAACCCACGUACCACCUACGACUGCUGGCUGAGGCUUUUGUCAUUAAAGGUAUUCAGCACGUCUUGGAGAUUAAAGAGAAAUACCUUUCAGUGGAACAUCGAUGUCCAGCUGAGAGAUUUGUUUUGCUAUAAGGGAGGAACACUGAAUAUAAAUGAGCAGAUGCACACAGUCUUGGGUAUAAAAACAACAAUAUCCGUGAAAUGACAUAAACUACAUCUACAAAAACAGCAAUUAUAUAAAGCAGAACACAGGGGGGCUGCAGAUCUGCUAAUUUGUUUGUGUUAUUGAGUGUCUUGAUGGUUAUUCCCAGUCAAAACACUGUGUGUUCAUCACGUAUUUGCACGGAGAAAUAACUGCUUUAGAUGACAGUAAGCCAACAAAUCCUGCAUACUGUCAGGGAAAAUAAGUGAAGGUAAAGCUGCUUACCUUGUUUUACUUGAUUUUAAGAGGAUUUUGAGGUAUUUCACACCCCCUCACCAACAGGGAUAUUUUUAAAAACACUUCAUCUUGUUUGGCCUCCAAUUUUAAAAAAUCACAAAGUUUUAUGUCUUUGAUAACAGAGGUUUUCCACUUUAUAAGGUGGAUAUUUUAAAAAAGCUUGAUUUUGUUCUGGUGUGGACAGCAAAAACAAUCAUUGUAGGAAAAUAUCGUCCAUCAUUACUGCAACUUGUGCCUGGGAAUUUUUGUACUACUGUGGCACAGGGGUGAAUAAUUAUAUCAUACUCAGUGGUUAUUAGCUGGGCAGUAACUGCUGUUUGAAAUCACUGCCUCAGAUGCUCACUAUGCAUGUGUUUCUGUGGUGUUUGAUUCACUGGAGUGAUGACACAUUAUUGCCACCCAAAGGUCUGGCAUGCUUGUAUGGGUGUUUAAUAAAGAGCCAAGUCAGUAUUAGUUCGAAAAUGAGGCCAAAAAAAUUACAGUUUUUAAGAAUAUUUGUGUAUCCGUGGAUCUAGCAUUAUAUCCCAAUGUUUGCUGCUUUUUUUUAGAUUAUUCUUUCUUCUUUUUCUUUUUUCAAGUGAUCAAAUCAGAGCUACACCAACAGGUUCCUACAGCCUGCAGCAGUGAAACAGGUGGUAGAGGUUGAAAUUUCAUCCUGUCCUGUUUAAAGUCCCUCCACUAUAAGUUCUUGUUUUUGACAUCAACAGACUCAAACUGUUAUUCUCAGAGAAAGGAUCCCAACACUGACAGAAACAGAUCAUUUAGCUGAUGAGGAAGAAGAUUGUAUUUAAUUUUUUAAGAUAUAGCAGUUAAAACACUCUUUUCAAAGGUACCAGAGGCCACUGUUAACCUAAAAUGAGCCUUUUACAAUAACGGUACAUAAUAAUGGGAACUUUUCGGCAUAUUCCCCCAUCCUCUACUGUCAUGUUUCUACCAAAGCACUGAACAGACACACUAGACUGCUUAAAAAAGGAAGGGAACACUGAAAUCACACAUCCAAGAUCUCAAUGAAUGAAAUACUCCAGGUAAGUUAGGGUCAAACACACCCUAACACCGAGUUAGACACCCCCUUGAGAGAUGAAUGUUGCCGACCGCUUGCUUCUUUAGUUAUACCAACUUUAGUAACGACCGCACGAUAGCAAUACACAGUGGUCUACGUCUCCACAUGCAAUCCUCAACCAAAACGCCACUCUAUAGCCACAAAUAAUGCUCAGAACAGCACCUAACUUCAUCAACAGUACAUAAAGGGUCCCAGCCACAGCAUCAGCCACCAAACAUCUUUUUAGCUUUGCCUAAUUUCUUUAGCAAAGAGACUAAACACAACUCACCCACUCUCUUCCAGCAGCCGCUUGUUUGUGGGGGAGCCCUGAUAAGUCAAUCACCAAGUGCUGAAGUUGGUGUAACUAAAAAAGCAAGCAGUCGGCAACAUUCAUCUCUCGAGGGGGUUGCCUAACUCUGUGUUACAGUGUGUUUGACCCUAACUUAAAUUUACUGCGGAAUAUCCUUUUAAGAACAAAAUGACAUGAGACUGAUAAAAAGAAACCAACAUCAGUAACCCAUUAAGGACUGUAAUCAGGAUCAUACUCAAAAUCAAAAGUGGAGCAAUGAGAUCACACAUUUUCACAGACAAACCAGCAAAUUGCAGCAGUGGUUUGCCAGCAGCUCCUCUACCCUGUGAAGUAGAUAAACUGUCUGCUGUUUUGUGGCUUCCCUUGAUAGAUUUGAAUUGUACCCAUCAGAUAACAGCCUGUUUCACUGUUGCUGUUUGUCCAAUAUUGAUGUAAUAUUAAUAUUUAAUAUUAAUAUAUUAAAGUGUGUACAUAAUGCAUUUAAAUCUAUAAACUAUAAAGAUGUAAAAAAAUGGGAUUAGGUUUAAAAAUGACAUGAUAGAUAAAGUCUAAAAUGUGACAAAGUCAGAGUUAGAUAGUAUUAAGCUCUUGGUCAAACAGAUUACCUGCAGCCUUAAAGAUGUUAGACAUGCUGAUUAAAAGUCAUUUUAGAUAAAAACAUCGACUGUUACUCAAAUUUUCAAUCUUUAUACACUGUUCCUGCUCAGACUGCUUCAGAUACACUUUGAAAAUAUUCUUUGUAUAGUCGUUAAAAAUCUCCAAUCUGAAGUUUUUUUCUGUGUCAUUGAGCACUGGAAUUAUCAAAGGCCAAAGGUCAUGUCCACUGAGCAUCACUCCAGUAGUCCUGUGCAGUCUGUAUAAUCCUAUUAACCCUCAAAUUGGAUCAUUAAAUUUCCUGUUUCCUGAUGAUUGGACAUGACCUCAUAAAACUGAGGAGGAUUUUAUGACAGAGAGUCUUAGAUUUGGAUUUCCUCUGAUUGUUUCUGAUGCUGAGCCAGCUCAGAUCCUUUGAGGAUUGUGUCUCUUCCCCCGGUGGAUUUUUCUGUAUCUCCUGCUGCAUGUUGUUUUGGGACUGCAGUCAGACUUGAAUAUUUGUCUGAUGAUGUCUGUCCAUUGGCAGCUCUCUGUUUAUUUGAUCAGGCUGGCGUCUGGCCUAGGCUGCAGUCCAUCGCAGACCUCCCGUGGUCCAGAAAUAUUCUGCUUAUUUGCAUCAAUAAGUCAGUAACAGACUCCAGGGCUGGCAUCUGGACCGGAACUGACCUGCUCUCUUCUCCCCCAUUGAUUAUGUGUUAGCCCAGCAUCCGUCUGCAUGGCACAGUGUGAGGAAAUGUGCAAAGAAAAUUGGUACAAAUGUGUUCUGUUGGUAGGAAAAAUGAUCUAACCAAGUGUUGUUUUCCUUUUAUGCCUUCGCUUUCAUUUUUGGAAUGACUUGAGUGAAUUAUAAUGCAAGACACUUUUUGGUAACACUUUACAAUAACCAUAAUUUAUAAAUGGCAAGUAGAUAGUUUAUUAAUGUAAGUUAAUAGUUACUUUACUAUUAACAAGCAAUGAAAUAAUUAUUUAUAAUUUUAAUGAAUUAUUAAUGGACUAUUUAUUAAAGGUUUAUAUAGGGUUUGUAAAACAUCUGAUUAAAAUGUGUGUCUGUAGCACUUUGAAAAUGGUUAAUAUUUGGUUUUUAAACCAUCUAUAAACAUUAUUUAUAUGGUUAUUGCAAAGUUGCAACUGAUAUUUGUAAUACUUUGUAAAUGAUUAAUAAGUGGUUUAUAAACCACGUAUAAACAUUACUUAGAUGGUUAUUGUUAAGUUGGGGUUAUGUUUUUAAAAUUGUAAAAAUUUACAAUUUAGUAGUGGUCUAUAUGCUAUUUAUAAAUGAUGAUUAAACAUUACUAAACUAUCUGCUCACCAUUUAUAAAUGGUUUAUUUAUCAUUUAUAAUAUAUGGUGAUUGUAAUGUGUUACCCACUUUUUCAGUUAGUUUUUUAAUUGACUUUUUGUAUUUUACCCAGUUCUAUACAUUUAAAUGAUUUUCUGGUUUUAUUAAAUGCACAAUUGCCAUUCAGUAGAACUAACACUCUUAAGUUCAAGCAGUCUAGUUUCAUCGAUAAUAGGGCUGUAUCAGACUUUAUACUUCACCAUUAUUAUGGCUGUAAAACAUUGCAUAUACUAUGGAAAACUUAAAAUGGCACAAUCAGUCAAAAUGAGAAAAGGCAAAAGCAGCAAUACAUUACACAAUUAACUUUAAUAAACACAGUUAACUCACAUACCAUCAUCCAUUUCUAGUGAUGUUUAAAUGUUUGAUAAAUCUACAAAACCAGCUCUGUUUGACUAUAACUUCUUUCAGGAAGACAUUGCCUCAUAAAACAUUUGUUUUUCACGCUCUAAUUUAAUAAUUUUUUUUCUUCCGUCAUGCAUCAAGUUUAUUGAGUUUCCUGCUCAGUAAGAUUGUGCUUUUAUUUUGACAUAGGAUCUACUUCUGGUAUAUUGUACAUUAAGAGACUGAAUGAAAAUGGUUGAAAGAAGGGCCAGAAAGUAAAACUGUGUAAUUGAUAAGUAACCUGAAAGGCUUACUUAUUAGACUUGUCGUGUUAAACCCUGGGAUUAGAGUUUUUUAGAUUGCCAUCUCUCAUAGAGCUACUUACAGCCGUCAUAAAGACUCAGUUCAGUUUAGAUUAGUACAGUUUGAUUAUGUCUGAUUAUUUUUUAUGAUAGCAGAGCCCACCAUAAAAGAUGCAAAUUAAAAGUGAAUGCAGUUAUUUUCAUUUUUUUCUUGUGACUUCAGUGAAAGCUGAAGUAACUCUUUGUUACAGAUUUCUCAUGCAAGAGCAUCCAUACACACUUCCCUAUUGUAGUCGAUCUAUUAGGGAUUUGCAUUAGCUUGAAACCAUCCAACAAAAACACACACACAAUGUGGAUAAUUGACAUGGUCUGACCCAAGUACACAUUUUACACAGAGUCCAUUAUUAACAAAAAAAAAAGUAUUGUUCAUUUUACACCAGUGUUGCUUGUUCUAGGUUUUUUAGCUCUUCUUUAAUCAAGUUUCCACAUGUGUUUGAGAGCAAAAUCAUGAUGAAAAUACAUUUUGUCAUAAAUUCCCAGACUCCCCUUGGUGGUAAAAUUAUUUAACACAUCUCAGGAGGUGUGAGAAGAAGAAUAAAGGAUCUCCAGCAUUUCAGCUGCAAAAAGUGCAGAUCAGUGACUCAUCUAACCACCUGUCUUAUACAUUAGUACCAAAUUAAAAUAUAUGAGAGUGCAUCCACAAAAUAUUAUCAUCAGUAACAUACAGUACUCAAACACGAAUAAAACAGCCAGCCUUGGUCAGGAGUCACUUUCCUUCCUCUUGUCUAAGAUUUUUAAGUAAUGAUUUUAAUUGAUAAUGAACUGAUGAGACACUGUUAUGGGAUUCAUAUGAUUAACUUAAACUCAGAUGUUGAUAACUUGACCUACUUACUGAUCACCUGCACACAUGGACAGAGGAACAGCUAGAACUCACCCUCACCUGUGUCAAGUUCAGAUCUUUGCUUCCCAUGAAGCCCAAAUGAAACUGUGUGCAUUAGGUUCAGUUCUCAGGUCUGUGUUCUCUUUCUGUGUUCUAGGUCUGUCUCUAGACCACCAGGCUGUCUCCUCAGUGUCUCGAGUCCGUCUGUCUGAAAGAGAGGAAGAGAGUCUGUCCUGUUUCCUUCGAGCCUGCGACGCUGCACUGUCUUUCCUACAGGAGCUCGAUAAGGUGGAUUUUCAGAUUAUGUAGAAGCUUCCACAAGAGUGUUUGGAUAGUUACAGUAACGUUUGACAUAGAGAUGCAUUUCAAGACAUGAAUACUUGUAAGUGCUUAUCCCUUUUUUAUUUUAUUUUUUGAUACUUUCUUUUUGUUGAUUUUCUUCAACAGUGUAUAAUAAAAUAUAUAAUAAAAUAUACUUCGGGAUGAAAGGGGAAUACAUAGAAAGAGGAAAAAAUAAAAUAAAUAAAAGAGGGAAAAAAAAGAAAAAAAAAAAGCGUAUCCCUUUUUUAAACCUAAAAAACCGACGAUGUUGAUACUGCAGCAGUAAUAAAAUGACCCAGGCUCAGUAAUGAAUAUAGACUAAGUCUAUCGUUGUUGUUGUUGUUUUCAGACUGUUUCUACCCCCCACUCGAAGACCCCCAAAGCCAGUCUGCUACCUCCACCUCCUGACAUGGACCUGGGCUACUUCCUGCAGGCUGCAUUACAGAGUGCAUACCUUUGUCUGCUUCAAAGAGGGUAAGGAUGGCACACAAACACACACACAUAAACAUACACACACAACACAAACACCAUCAGUCCUAUUCUAUAUAUAUAUAAGCAAUCUAAGAUUUGAAAACCUUUUUACGAGAACGACAGGGUCUAAAGAGGAGUAGAAACGUUCUAAAAGCAAACUGUCAAACAACAAAUCUGGGACAGAAAUCCACAUGUGUCCACAUCUGUUGUGGUAAAAAUAGAGACAACAACAAAAAAAAUCCUGGUAAUUCUGUUUGCCACAUUGUGAUUAUUUCUGACAGUCUCAGGUCCUGCUUAUUGAAAAGCAUUCAUAGUGCAUAUUGUUGUAGUUUUUUUUUUCUAUUCAUGAUAAUGUUCAGACCCUGGACACAAACGUCCUCAGGAUAUUUCGAGUGUGCAGGACACUUAGAUCUUGGUUGUAACACAGAAGAGGUGUAGAAAGCUCAGGCAAGAUUUAUAGUUAAGUUAUAAGUCAAAGUGUGCACACAUUCAAAGAUGAACACUGAGCUGAAACAUAGAGAGCGCAGUGGUGAAUUUAGCCUGAUAUAAUACACAUUUCAUACUGGCAUAAAAGGCUAAGAUUCUCAUAUACAGUCAUUAAAAAAAAUCACUGUUGUUCAACAAAGAUAUGGUUCCCUGCUCCAACACACCUGAUUCAAAUAAUCAGCUCGUUAUCAAGCUCUGUAAUGGCUUAUUAACGAGCUGAUCAUUUGAAUCAGGUGUGUUGGAACAGGAAAACAUCCAAAACAUACAGGACAGUGGGCCUCGAGGACUGGACUUGAGAAUCACUGGUCUAAAUCUUUGUUUUUACAAGACUUUAUCAGUGGUCUUGCAGGCUGUUUAAAAUAUCUCUUUCUUUGUUUAUGCCUCUUUGUCCAUGUUGGGCAGGACAUUUUGACUUUUUUCUCUCACUGUAACACAAAGUAUACAAAGUGAGGUAGAGCAGACGUGCAGGACACUCUUAAUCUGUGUAGCAGAGAUGCAUUUGACCUCAGCUUCAUAUUUCAGUUUUUCUAUCAGAGACUUGGGGUGCAGAAAUAAAAGGAUGUUUUUUUUAGUCUUGUUAGUGCUGGUUUGGUGCUUUCAGAUUUUCUUUUUCCCAUCAGAACUACUUAAACAUCUAUCUGCUGUGUUUGCACACUGCUAAGCCUCACUCAGCAGGUUUGAAUGUUAAGUUGCUGUCCAUGUUGUUUAGUCUUUUUUGUACGUUCAUGAACAAUGGGAAGUGUUUGUCUUUGAAAUCCUGGCACAGUUGGCGGUUAACAGGUGUACCUCUGUUUCUACCUCUUGUUGAACGCUGCAGGUGAAGAAAUGUGUGAGUUUUUAAUUGGCCACCAGGUGUCAGUGUUGCUCUUUGACUGAAAACAAGCAGCUGGUGCUAGACUGUUAAACAUACUCCAGCAUCCAAUAUGAAGCCAAGCUCAUACUAACACAGUCCAAUCCAGUGGGCCACCAGAAGAGGUGCUGUUAUUAUUUUGACUCCAAUACAGUUUAUUUAAGCUGCUGACAUUUCAACAUUCAGUGCCUCUCUGUAGCUUCAAAUGCUGGAUAAAUUAAAAAAGGACUCAAAGAACAUCUUUGAAAUGUUUUUCCUGACCCCCCCCCCCUCAAAAAAAAGAAAAAUAAAAUAAAUAAAAAAGAAAUAUUUUCCAUAUACUCCAGUGGCUCUUCAGGACUCCCUUAUACUAAUGGUGUGUGUGUGUGUGUGUGUGUGUGUGUGUGUGUGUGUGUGUGUGUGUGUGUGUGUGUGUGUGUGUGUGUGUGUGUGUGUGUGUGUGUGUGUGUGUGUGCGUGCGCGCUAUUAUAGCCAUCUUGCACAGGGUUCUCACCAGCUGCGUCGGGUGCUCAGGGUGGUUGAAUGUCGAGGGUCUCAGAGCUUCAGAAAGGUAAGAUCUUGCUCACACACAUUUAUUUACACUCUCAAAUAGUUCAUGUAUUUAGGCACUAGACUAAACAUUUAUAGUAUAAAAAAAACACAAAUAUUCCAGGUUUUAUAUGAAUCUGAAGAUCCAAGUUUGAGCUAAAAAUGUUCCUGCUUAAUCAGGAUGAUUUGAUUGGAUAGUUAUGUUAUGCAUCAAUUAUCUACUGAGCCUAGAACAGCCCAACAGGCCUAACAUCAUCAUCAUCAUCAAAACAGAAUAAAAGAGAAACCAAAUUUAAUGGUUUGUGCCAAUUUUGAUGUCCCACAGUUCUCAUCCUACUGACUUUCGAUUGUCAAGAUUUCCCUUUUUUUGUGAAUAUAUUCAAGUGAAAGUUUAUCUUCGGUGGCGUUUAUCUUCAGGCUGCAGCGAGGAAGCUAGCAGAGGUUCUGCUGAGCUCUGUCAGUGAGGACAGCUACUGGCCCCCUCUUGGCCCCCCUCCUUCAGCAUGGCUCCACAGAGAGGGGGCCGCUGCCUCCAAGGACGCCAUCUACCCCACUGUGAAACCACCGCAGAGAUACAACACGGAUGGGUCAGUUUUUUUAAUUUUUCUAAUAUGAAAAGUUUAACGCUUUUUCCUCAAAUUUUCUGUCAAACUGUAGAAUUUACUGAAGGUUAACUUAAUGAUUAAUCUUUAUACCAAAAAACAUUUUUGUACCAGACUGUAAACAUGAAUAUUUAUGGUGCAAAGUUAUGCAUUUCAAUGCGACACAUUAUAGAUUCCUUGUGGCCUGUCUCAAGUGAGUCCACUCCAGUAUUUGUAACUUUCAAAGUGCCUUAGUUUCAUGCACCAUAGGAUGCUGCUCCACAGUGUCAGAAAGGGGAGAACUACAGCAACUUGUAUGUUACAGGACAGGUGUUCAGAACUAUGUUCAGUGUUAGAAAUCAGUAGUUUUUCUCAGUUUGUCUUCAAAGUUUUCAGGCACAUUGAAGAAAUGCUGAAAAACCUCACUGUUGUGCUUACUUAACAAGCUGCAUCAUUAAUUGUAAUCCUUGUUGCUAUAGUUUGUUAUUUUGGGUAUCAGCAGUGUCAAAAGAAUUGUAUGCAACUUUUUCAUUUUUUAGGUAGAAGUUGAAAUCCUGUAGGAUUGAGUCAGAAAAAGAGUCAGGUUUAUAGCGAAGAAAGAUUACACAGACAAAGAAUUCAAUAAACAUAAAAGUACGGUAGUUGAAAACAAAGCAGCAAUCCUGCUGUUAAAUGGGGUGAACAGAGCGCAAUAACAAUAUUUAAAUAAAAGAAUAUCAUAGAAAUCAUACAAGAAAAAUGUUCAAGGUGUUGCCAAGGCCAAGAUGCAGAGACAUGUCAAGGGCUGCUUGAUUAUGGUAAAAAAUAAUCACCGGUUAAUAUGUAGGUCAAAAACAUGCAUGAUAUGACAUUUUCAUUACAUGCCUGAACUUAACUCAAACACUCUUUAUAACUCAAAUAUUCUGAACACUUUUGAACAAAAAAAAAUUAAAGAAAUAAAAGAAAAAGUCAUUUAUUGUUUGUGUUUACAAAAGCCUAGUGUUGGUCUAGCUGGAUUAAUACAGCAGUAAUAGUACUCCAUUAGUUCUUCAGUGGAUUUUAAAAACUCUGACUUAAUUUUGACUUAAUGUUUUAAAUCAGUUGAAGACAAGACUUUAACAUUUUUACACAGUGAAUUUGAAAGUACAAGAUCUGAGCCCUUCCACCACUAUUAUUAUGACAGGCUGAAACUCAAACUGAUCAUUCAGCCUUCUCAAGCCUUCAUCUUUAUCACCUAAACACACAGACGUGUUUUAUCAUGACACAGACUGAUGUCACUCUCUGUUUAGCCCGGCAGUUUUUGGCUCAUUAAUAUUGUUGACGCUCGUCAAUCCUUUGUUUGAGCUCGUCAUCCUUACAGACACCGUCACCGUCUUGCUCAGGAAUCCACUGGAAUUGAAAUUCUACCAAUCAACCCGAACAUAUAUUAUACAUAAGUGUCAGGAAUUUACCCAGACCAGUAAAAAUACAUUAAACAGUCACAUCAUGACCGACUGGCUCUCAUCACAUUCAACUCUGUCCACAUGUUCGAGCUUUAUGUCUGCCUGUCCCUGUUUGUAGAUUCCUGCACUCGCUGCCCAGGCCCUGCAAGCCAUACUUAGUCAGAAGCACAUGACUAAUCCUGCCCACACUAUCAUACAGGAAGAUCUAAAUCCAUGUCUGAGAUUAGAGAGAGGAGGAACAGGAGACUUCACCCUGAGGAGUGGUGUACUUCCCUGUGUUUGUGCCUUUUAAUCAUCAGUUUCCUCUUUUUGAAAACACGUCUGGAAACAGAGGGAGGGGAGGAGAAGAAAGUGAUGAAUGAGAGAGAGGAAAGAAGGAGCCUGCAGGUGUGUGUGUGUGUGUGUGUGUGUGUGUGUGUGUGCGUGUGUCAUUUGAGAUAGUGCUGUGUAGUGAUAUACCUGAGGUGGUUCGCGUUGUGUUACAGCUCCACAAUUAGACAGAAACUGGACACUCGCAGCAAUCUGACAGUCGACCUGAGGCUCUGUGUGUUUGUGUGUGUGUGUUUGUGUGACAGAUAGACUUCUUCUAAGUGGUUCUACUUCCUGUUUCCUAUGUCCCUGCAGUUGUUUCUGCCCUCAGGACGUGGUGGAAGAGGCUGUGCUGCUGCUGCUCAUCACAGAGUCCAUGGUAAGACACACACACACUCUCCCUCCUCCCUGCUUACUCCAUAUUUCUUGCUCCUUUUUCCUUCCCAAACUCAAACAAAAAAAGCCUGAAAAUUUCCCUCCCUUAGUUUUUCUCCUCUUCCUCCUCCUCCUCCUCCUCCUCUACCUGCUCUUCCUCCUCUUCAUCACUCAGAUUCUGUCUCUGUUCAGGCCAGCGGUGAGGCGGUGAUCAGUCGUCUGCCUGACCAGGCCGAAGCUCGCAAGGCCAGCUUACAGGAUGCCAGCUCUGUGUACGACCUGCUCACUAUCGGCAUGGCCAGGAGGGGGCAGUACGGCAUGCUGUCUGAGGUAUGCUGACACACACACAAACACACACACACAUACACAAAAACACACACACAGACACACACUUGAUGCAAGAGGUCAUGAGACAGAUGAAAUGUGAGAAAUAAGAGCUUUGUCUUUCCAAAACCUUUACAGACUUCCUCCUCUCUUUCUCUUUUCUCUUCUUUCUUAUCCUCUUUCUCUUCCUCUCUCUUAUGUUACUCUCUUGCUUCAAAUUCCUUCUUCAUGUCACUUUUACAAGCUCUCCUAUUGUGACCUAUUAUAAGUCGUGGGGCUGGAGGUUAAAGGGGUCACUCUUAAAUUAGGUUUGUCCACCUGUCGGACUGAUUCAUAGACGGAAUCAGUCAUCCAAUAAGGAGGACCACACAUGCACUCGCACACAGCCACAGACACACACAUGCACACUGUGAAUCACUUGGCUGAUAUGUAGUUGGUGUGGGUCAUUUAUCAACGAUGGGGUGUCAUUUGCCUCUGACGUGAUAAAAGGAUUCACACUGAUUGAUUGAUUGCUGACUGAAGCUUUUGUGACUCCUGCAGGCUCUGAUUCAAACAUCCAUAAUCAGCUGGUAUAUUAUAUGUUUGCAUACAUGUUAUAUUCUUAUAAGUUAUACCAGUACUUGAAUUCUCCUUCAGGAAAAUGUUUUACAGAGAUUAAAAAUCAGAAAAACACACAAUACUUCAAUUACAACUUUCAACAGCAACCACUCGGCAUUUCUAGGAAUAUAAUUCAAGGAAACCUGGAAAAUCUGCACCGAUUUUAACAGUUUGCAGAAAAACAUGGGCUUAUAAUGGAAAAACUAUUCAAAUCCUGUGGUGACAUGAAGGAAAGCAGUACAGAUUCAUGUAUUUGUAUCUGUUUUCAUUCAUGUAUUUGAUGAAAACACAGUCAACCUAUUUCUCUCAGGGUCAUUUUAAAUAUAAAUACUGAAUUAUUAAAUCAAACCAGAAGACUUUGUAUCUCCAUAAUACAGAUUGACCUCUUUUGUUUUGGAUAUUUUUUGUAUAAACACUUUGUACCCAACGACUACAGGACCGGCUUAAAUUGUUAAUCUGCUUGUGAGGAGAUCAUCUCAUCAUGAGUUUUAUAAAUAACAUGUUGUUUUCAAACAGAAAAACAAAUAGAAAGAAUUCCUCAGUUUUUUGUCUAUGUGCAGAAAAACAGACUUAAAGCUCUCUUGAGGAUUUUUUAACUAGUUAUGAUUCAGACUGAUAUUUUUACUGAUGUUUCAUGUUGUUACUCAUCUUGAAACAAAGUGAGUAACAGCAUUAGAUUAGAUUAGAUUAGAUUAGAUUAGAUUAGAUUAGAUUAGAUACAACUAAACAGCACUUUCUAUACAUUUGGGCUCAUUUAGUCCAUAUUUGAAUAUACGGUGUACAUAUAAUGGUGUAAUGUUAGAUACCCAAACCAAACUCUGUAAAGUUUCUUUUUUUAACUUUGAUUUAUACAAUCACAUCUCUGUUGUCACAAGAGAAUUUACCACAGUAGGGGAUCAAUAACCGUAUUUUUCGGGCAAUAAGGCGCACCGGAUUGUAAGGCGCAUUAAGCAUUGAUUGGUUUAUUGUUGCUAGCGCAUACUCCAGGCCCGGGCUGCUUUACAUGAAUGCACUUUCAGCUAAGACAUUACAGGGGUCCUGUUAUGGGGUUGAUCGGGUAGUGACGCAGCGUACUGUAAUGUUCCGAAUAUCCAUUGAGCAGAGCGGCUUUGUUGCUUACCAAAGUCGUACUUACACAUUUCAACAGAUUUUUAAACGCAUUGUACCACGUAAAACCAGUCAGUAAACACAAGUAAUCAUACAUAAGGCGCACUGUUAAGUUUUGAGAAAAUCUGAGCAUUCUAAGUGCGCCUUAUAGUCCGAGAAAUACGGAAAGUAUAUCUAAUCUUUAAGUGUGAAACACAGAUGUUAAAAACAGAUGUGUUUUCUUGCUUUUGUAAACUGCUUACUUCAAGGUUUGGCCUGAACCUGAUGUCAAAAUCAAGCAUUUUUAGAAGCUUAUAAGUGCUGAAAGGAUGAUUGUCACCUAUGUCAGUAUAAAAUUAUCAAGUAACUACUCUAUGUGUCCUGGACUCACAUGAUAAAAGAUGGAAAAUGAAUAGGUCUUCUUUAAAAUAAGGCUGAGAUAAGAGAUACUGGUAUCUCCACAGGGGGCGCCAGAUUCAACACAAACUGAUAGUUCCUCACAGGAGACUUUAAAUGAUCUGAUGUCAAAAAUAGAGAUUUAUGAUUGACGAUUAACAAGUCAGGCCAAUUUACUGGGCUGAUUAAUGGUGUUUUAAAACAGUCAGCGUCCACUGAAAUCUGGGUUCAAAAGGCUGAUUAAAAACAAGUAUGAUAGGGUGACCAUAUUCUGAAUCCCUAAAAAGAGGACACGACUACACGGGGGCGGACUCAUGGAGUCGCACUUAGUAAAUUUUGAGAUUUUUUCGGGUCGGAGCGAGUGUUUUUUUUAUGCGCUUCCAACUCAGCAAGUCCACGUGACACAAAUUCAAAACUUCCGCACAAAACCACGGACAUUUGAAGAAUUUUAUAAACUUCUUUGGACACAGCUAGACAAAGCCGGACAGCCCCCCCAAAAAGAGGACAUAUUCGGGCUUAAAGAGUUUGAUCACCCAAAAGUGUGAUGUCUGCAGACUCUGUCAGUGUUGCUGCUGUCGAGUAAUGUUAACAUCCUCUUCAGUGAUGACACAUUUUUCCCACCACUCAUGAAAAGCAGCAGCUGCAGCAUAUUAAUGUGAACGCUCCUAAAGCGCAUCUUUUAUAAAAGUUAAACAGCUCUCUAGCACAGGUCCAUGAUUUCUUUCAUAUAAUAACAUUUGAUCAGUGUUUUGAAAUGUGUGUUUAACAAAUAAGCUUAAAUUUGCUAAAUGAGAGUAAGAAUUAGGUCAAACAGAAAUGGCAGCUGUAGACACUCUGGAGGUUUAUAUUGAAGGUGAAUGAGGAUUUACCUUUUUCAGGAUUUUAUGUUGUAAAAUGAAUCUUAGGAAGUAUCAUGACAGUGAAAAGGACAAGUUUUGUAAACCUCAUGAUAAAAGAAAACAGAAAAAGUAAACUGAGUAGUUAUCCAUUACUGUUGUUGUACUGAGGAGUUUUACACCACUGUCAGUUUUUAGGCCCAGCUCUACAUAUUGAGCGAGGUUAAACUGGGCUUUGUUAAGUGUAGAGGCAGAUUUAGCUGGGUUAACAAAGGUCAGUGCCAUUAUGCUUGAAGCAGCAACAGCUACAGAUCGCAGUUUUGCUGUAUAUUUAACUCAUACUCAGCUCAGUCAUGUUUUUACUUUACGAUAAACCCAGAUGUAAACGUAACACCAGAGUAUUUUGAGCUCCGUGCAGCAGGAUGUCUUUGUCUGCAUGUUCAACACUCAGAAACCUCUCUGCUUAUCGCACAUUAUUGAAUCAGAACAUUACUCACAGCUUUUUCCUGCUUCAGUUCACCUCUGCAUGACUGACACCAGCUGACUGAGAGCGCUCCACGCCAUCCACCGCUUGUCCACAUACACAUCAAUCACAUCAUUACAGACUGAAGCAGUGCUGAGUGGGUGCUGAGGGGGGGCUGACAGUCAUUUCAAGCUAAUAAGAAGUAGUACAGAGGAGCGACCUGUCAGUUUAGUAGCUUUUAAAAUGAGACACAUUUACUUUAAGGGGAGUUUAAGCCGUUUUUUUUACCUGGCAGCUCUUUUUGAUCGAUUUGGGUUGGUGUGCCAAAGGGAACAAAAAAAGAGACCAGAAUUCAACUUCAAAAAGUACAAGGAUGCAUUCACAAACUGGGUUCACCUGGUCAGACUCUCUGCCUUCAUCUGUGCCCUCUGUUUGCAUCCCACCUGCAGGAGUUUUAUCAUUUUACCUUAUUUGUGUGUCUGCAGUGUCUGGAGCGAGCUAUGAAGUUUUCUUUCAACGAGUUCCACCUCUGGCACCAGCUGGGCCUGUCACUCAUGGCAGCCGGGAAGGUGAGCUCAUUUCUCCUUAAAUACCAGCCACACACACACAGACACACACACACACACACACCAUGACACACUAAGACACACCCGAAGGAGACAUCCAUCUUCUGCCACCAUACCCCUCUACUUAACACUGUAUUGCUCUUUACUCACCCUUUUCACCAGACAUAAAACAAAUAGCAUUCACAGAUAGAUGUAAGAAAGUCAGUGUCUUAUUGUAAUGACGUCUUUAAAAUACAUUGAAAGUAGUCUACAAAUACAUCUGUUGAUUUAUGAAUCAAAUGAUGCAUUUGUCUUCAUGCACCUGGUGUCAUCUGCUGCUAAAAAAAAAAGUUAUUAUAAAUUAUUCUGAGAUAUUUUUCAGUCUAUUUGCAGCCAGGUGAGGUUGAAUGUUUUUAAUUCGUUUGCAAAAUGGAAAUCCUUCGCAGAAGCUGAAAUAGCUAGCAGUCCCCUCCGUGUGUGUGUGUGUGUGUGUGUGUGUGUGUGUGUGUGUGUGUGUGUGUGUGUUUGAGACAGAGACAUUGAUCUGGGCUGCAGGAUAAAGUGACACUGCAGAUCAAUGGAGAGCUCUAGAAAUAGGCUGCUGCUCCCUAGAAGGAGUAGGGGCCGCCUCAGCGUCGUCAUAUCCACUUCUAUUUAGGGCCAUCUGAGUGUGUGUGCUGGUGUGUGUGUGCGUGAGAGCGUGCAUGUGGUCCAUUAAUGAUUGGCCUACAUGUAUUAAGUGACUGUGUGUCUAAAUGGGUCUAAUAGGGCUGUGUAAGGACAGAUGAUGUGUGUUUGAUUCACUCCAUUAAAAGCAAUUCCAUUUCAUUAGUAGUUGUUGUGCCAACAUGAUUCAGUUUAGUCAUAUGUGUGUGUGUGUGUGUGUUUGUGUGUGUGUGUGUGUUACAGGGUGUCGGUGCAGUGUCUGUAUUUAAAGAAUGCAGCAGGAUGAGACCAGAGGACCCCUCGUUGCCCCUAUUGGCUGCUAAAGUCUGCAUUGGUCAGCUGCACUGGGUGAAUACACACAAAGCAUUCACACACACUUUAUAUUAAAAGAAAAACAAAACACACAAACAGCCGGAGGCUCAGAGGAAGGAUUUAUUCUUAUUCUAACAGUGCUUUUGCUGUGGUGAUUUUGCUCCACAUUAUGCAGAGAAACUUGUUGCUGUGAUACCUUUGAGUUUAAUUCAGAUGACUCCCUGUAGGUGGAGCUGUUCUCCUGUCUGUUCAGCCACAUGCUGCUCCAUUAACUCCUGUUUUUGAGGGGCGGAUACAGCAGAGCAGCAGCAUGUGGUUAUCUCUACAUUUAUAACAGAUCUGAUCAUCAAAAUGAUGACACAAUGGAUCUCAUGUUUGACAAAAAGGUCAUUUCUGAGUGUUUAGUGGCAUAUAUUUGAAUAAGAGCCACUUUUACAUUUGUCUAAAAGUUAUUUGAAUUAAAUAACCUUUGACAAGAAUCUAUAAGUAUUUGCUUUAACUUUUUACAGCGCAGUUUAACCCUUGAAUCUUUGGUUUCACCCUGAGCAGUCAGGAUCUUCACUGAGGGUGGAGAAAUGACCGUAGUGCCUAUUGAGAGAUAAUUCGAUCGUAAAAAAUCUAAGUUAUUCUUUCAACUUUUACCAUCUAGUUGUACAACUGUGUCCCCUCUGAUAUCGUCAGGACUCCAUAGAGGUAAGGUCAGCUAGCCUCACUUUCAGUUCAUGCUGAAAUAUCUUGACAUCUUGACACUUUAGGAAUUGAUAUGAAAUUUGUGACACACAUUCAAGAGGAGCUGUAAUAAGCUGUAAUAAGGUUCAUCCUUCAUCCAGUCUGUUGCAGAUAUUUCUAAAUUUUCAUAAUAUGAAAUGAUGUUGUUGGACACCAGAUUAACAGUGACCGACAAAAAAGUUCCCCUCAUCUCUGGGUAUUCUGAUUACUAGUACUUUGUUAAAUUUUUGAAAUAAGAGAUAUAUGUGCCCCUUUUCUUUAGCCAGAAAUCACAUUUAUUUAUCAUUUAACAAAUCUUAAAAGAGAAAUUUGUUUAUUAUUUUUUCAUAUAAAAUUUUGUUAAUUUUGGAAAGUGAUUUUAUACACUAAAAAGCCAAGAAUAUUGCAGUUGUAUUGCAGUAAGUAAUUUAGGGAUUGCGAAAAAAACAUUCUCUGAGAGGUUGUUUUCUGUUCGUUAUCAAGGUCAUUUCUUUUAUGUCUUGUAGUGCAUUUAUAACUUUUUAUUUCUACCCCAUCUAUAGAGGGUAAUUGUUCUGUUGAAAACCAAAGAACCCCAUAGUAAUAGUAAAAUGCCUCUUGAAGUGGCUUUUGUUACCAUUACAUUUCCUUUAUAUGUAAGUGGAAGGUUUCUACAAACUUAAAAAUCAUUUGUAACUUAGAAGUAGAGAUUUUUUUUUGUAAGUCAGCAACAAAGAUAAUACCUCUGUCAAUUCACAUAUAUAUAUUUAUUAUUAUUAUUUUAACAUUUUUACAAAAAUAUUUUUUAGCAUGCUAAUCAGCCAAUAUUAGCAUAGUAUACUGUAACAUGGUGACACAGACUGUGGAUACAAAGAGGACAAAUGCUAGUAAAUGACUGCUAGUUGUAGAAGAAACCUGGUUCUGUAGAAAUCUAUCAGAAAAUAAGCCCACUCCUUUUUUAAUUCAUGACCUCAGCAAACAUUUGAGUUUAUGGUCUCAUUCUCCAGUUUUGAUAGUUAUGAUAUUAUAGACCUAUUUAGAGCCAAACAGACCUCAGAUAAGGGGAGAGUUUAUGACAGAGCUGCCUGUGUUUGACAAGUUACUGCAGCUGCAGUGUGAAAAUGUCUGCUGAUGUGCCGUCUAACUGAAAGUCAGACAUCUCCGAGGUUCUGUUAAAGCAAAGUGAACCAUGUUAUUAUUGUCAGUCUGUGAUUUUACAUCAUUUGUCUGAUAUUAAGGGGAUUUAUAAAGGCGGGGCAACUUGACACUGAAAUGUUGCCACAUGUAGAAUCACAGACAGAUGAAAUGCAUUUUGACCAUCUCCUCCAAAAAUGGUCACCACAAAACAUAAGAUGCCAAACUCAAUGCUUCAAGCUGAGUUUACAGACCUGCGGGUGUGAAGCUUUUAAUGGUUUCAAAGUCACGCCUUUCCAAACAGUGAAUAGAGCCCACGUACACCAAAUGUCAGCAUAUAAGCUUGUUUAUGUUAGCAUUUAGCUCAAAGCCCUGACUCUCCUGCGCUGUGUUACUUCUUUGUGUUCAAUCACGUUACUGCACACCAUGCAGUAUUAAGCUCUCUUUGGGAAAUCAGAAGUUAACGUGUGAAAGAGAGUUUUCUUCAUGUGAAGAUGAGUGUAGAUCUAUGCUUUUAGUUUCUACAUGUACCAGGUCUCAUUGCAACCUUUGCGUCAGACUGCUGCAUCUCUUCAAACCACAAUUUACAAUUUCGAGUAUUUUUUUUUUUUGUUGUGCCACAAAUAAAUGCAUCUCUGUAUUCAGUUAGUGUGCCACAUAAUUUGGGAUGCUGGUUAUUCCCCUUCAAGCUUAGGUGUGCACAGAGCUGAAAAAGAGUCCCUGAAAUAUCCCUUAGUUCUUCAGGUGAAUAAACCUCUGUGCACUGAAUGUCCAGCCACACAACUGCAACAGUUUUCACACUAUAAACCCAGCUUAAAAAAAACAGGGAGGGAAAUAUGAGAUCAUUUGUCUUUGAAGAGGUCACAGACUUCAGUAACCCAUCAAUAAUUGUCAACAGAAUAGUGACACCAAACUGAACAGAAGUCAAGUUUAAGAUUUUAGAGACAUACUGUAAAUCUGUUUAAUAUCUGGAACUGCAGAUGUGCCACAUAUCUACACAUCAUUACCUACAGUCAGCUUUCUAAUCUCUGUGUGCUCAAUGUCCAGUAAAAGCUGCCUCCUCUCCUGGUGAUGAGCUCAAAGGUGAAAUUGGGUUUAAAAAUGUGUCUCUAGAAGUAGAGCAGCUGAAACACAGCCACGCUUCACUGUGUCUCGAAUGUUCGAGGAUUGACACUAGGGUCACUAAGGCAGAUAUGGACCAUGGUGAAAAGUCCUGCUGUUUAUGACCAGGAGGGAGAGAGUGACAUCAUGAGAAGAGGGAGGGUGGGUGAAUGGGUGAGGUUGAGACAAACAGAGAGAGGGAGAGAAAGGGGUCAGAGAUUAGGAGAGAGGAGCUAACGGGGCGAGUGGAUAGAGCACAUCUGUCAGAGGCUGGAGAUCAUGGCAGGCCGGAGACACUAAGGAGCUUACAGCCUUAAUCACAAUGGGACACUACAGCCAUAGUGCAGUGGGGCAUUACAUAAAUGGGCCACCAUUAUCCACCAUCAGCUCCACUGGACAGUCAGAACCAUAAUCCACCCAGCAACAUUGUUAUUUUUGCUCAUUGUGGCACCACACAAGUGCCAACAAGGCCAAAUAUGAGAGGGGAGAAUUUUCGCUGUUUUCCGAAGUGAAAUAAUUCAGUGCUGAAGAAAGUGAAACUGUCAGAGCGUGGAAAAUUAUUACUAUUAAAAUAACAGGCAUGAAUUUAAAGUAUGAGGAGUAACAUCUGACAAUUUAAAACCCUGGUUUUAUAAUAGUUGUGUGAAGUGUUACUAAAGACAGAAUCUGGUGGUUUUCUUUGCAGUGGGAGGCACUGCAUGGGCCCAAAAUCACUUUCAAAAACACUACUUAUACACUCAGUUUGUGAUUUCAUCCACAAAUGCAGGCUGAACCUGAAACAUGCAAAGGGUAUACUGUAUGUAAACAUGAUCCAGAAACGCUGGUGACUCCUCAGAGCUCAAGUCUGUUUAAGAUGGACCAAGGUGAAGUGAAAAACAGGUACCUCUUAAGGGGGUUCCAAUGGGAAGACACUAUAAAUGCUGAACAAUACAAGUACUGGAGCAACACAUGCUGCCACCCAGUGCUGAUUUGCAUAAAACAGCAAUAGGAUGUGGAUUUAUUGUAUUUUUUUUGUAAUACAACAGCAUGGCUCUGUAGGAGAAGAGUCCUGCUAAUCUGUCGGCAGUCUCAGCUUGUCACCUGUUGAAAACCUUGGGUGUAUCAUGACAUAAGAAUUAUAACAAAGGAGACCCUGUAUCAGGCAAGAUCAGGACUUUUCACUAUCAGAACCUCAGUGACUGGUAUCCUUGGUCCAGAAAUGUUAGUGUUGUUAAAAACGAGGUGAUGCUGCACAAUAGUAACCAUGUCCCCACCGCAAUUCUUUUUGACAUAAGGGGCAAUAAAAUGACACAAACCAAAAGUUACUGACAGGAGGUUUAAGUUGAAUUACUCGGUCUAAACAUGAGUAAAUUCAUGGAGGAAGAUCUCUGACAUCUGACUUCACUUUAGUAAAGCUCCUGUGAGGAACUUGUCCUGUACGUACCGGCCACGUGUCUACUGGCAAAAGUCUUAUCCUGCUUUCUUUUUACAGACAAACGUGUCGGUAACUUUGAUUAUUUGCUGUGUAAGAAGCAAAAAUAGUUUUGUUUUUUUUGCAUGCUGUCAUUCCUCCGGUCUUACAUUGACCACCCACAGAAGUUACACAUGGUUCAAUCUGCCAAAUAGACAUCAUCAGUCUCAUUUCUGAUAGUCAGCAGUUUCAUUGGGUGUUGACUUUGGCGCCCCCUGUUGACAAGGCAGAAAUUCUUUUCUCUUCGUUUGAUCUUGGUGUGUAUAUGUGCAAAGUAGUGUGUUCCUGUUUUCUUUAGAAAAAUCUGAUGUAUUGCUCAUAGUGAAUCUAUGCUCUGAGAAUGUAAACAAAGUCUGUUUCUGCAGUCUGCUGUUAAUCUCCUCAUCCACGUCUACCAGGUGGCGGCAGCUACAGGCAUUAAAAGUAUGUGCAUAGAGAUAAAUCAGUCGUCUUCUUUGUGGGUUUGUUUUUUUAGGUUAUAUAGAAGCGUCCGUAUAAACUCCAGUCUGUUUCGUAACCAGAUAUAAAAACUCCUCGCAUUAGUAAAUCCUUUCUCCCUCUCUUUAAUUUUCCAAUGCAAAGAAAUUGUGUUUGUUUCCUGACUUCUAUAACGCCUCUGUCCAUGAAUGUGGAGCAGCAGAGGAUGUCUGAUCACAUGAAACCCUGUGCAGACCUGUGACAUCACCACACUGUGCUGUCUAAGAGCAAAACUGCUCUUUUCAAUUCCUGGAGAGCAGUUUUGCAGAUGCAAGGUUUCCACCCGACAGCAACUGCAUGUUCUCCUUUCACACCAUUCAAGAGUCAAAGAGAAAAAACCUAAUCCUCCUCAGAUGUGCAUGGGUGCACUGUGUUUAAAAGGCUGCUUUUGUGUGCUGGCUUUGAACUGAGGGCUGGAUUCACAGAAAGAGACAGAGAGAGAGGAGAGAGAAGGAGGAGGAGGAUGAAGAAGAAGAAGAAGAGGAGGAGGAGGAGGAGGGUGUCGGAGCAGUUGGCGUGCUGUCAAAGAUAUAACCCCCCCUCCACACCCACCUGCCCCCCGCCCUCCACCAGUCAUACCUCACACACUCUGACACACUUUCUCCUCUGCUCGACCACACACUCCGCCUGCAGUCUGCUGCUUGUGUGUGGGCGGGUGUGUGUGUGUGUGUGUGUCCUUCAGCAAACUCUGCGUCGUCCUUCAGCUGAAUCUACUCUGACUGUCCUCACACUAAACUCACAGCACGCUCAGACAUCAAGACUCCAUUCCCUGCUGCACCUAACACACAUUUUUGUCUCCUCGCACACACUCAAGGAGAGGAGGAAACUGCAGGUCCUGUUUACAGAGCAGCAAGAGACAACUGUAGACCAUAUGCUGUAUAUGAAAGUGAUGUGACCACUGAGACCUGUCUGACGUGUUAGCAUCGCAAAUUUUUCUCCUCAUAACUAGAAUUAAUCAAAUUUGGAUAAGAUUGUGAACCUAGAGAGGACAAAGGGUUAGCUCAUCUGAAGCUGGGCUAGUAAGGUUCAUCUUUCAUCCAGUGUGACUGAGGUAUUCAGUAUGUUUGUUUUAGUUUUCAGAAAGCAGCCAAGGAACACUUUAUUUUGGCUGUGAAUAAAAUAGCAUUAUUGAUUGCCAAAAACUGCAGUUCCUUAAAUGUCCACUUGAGGCUCACUCUAAAAAUGAGCGAAACCUUGUAGAGUCGGUGUUAAAGGGAUAUUCUGGUGUAAAAUUAAUUUAGGGUCAAACACACCAUAUCACCGAGUUAGACACCCCCUCAAGAGAUGAAUGUUGCCGACCGCUUGUUUCUCUAGUUAUACCAACUUUAGUAACGACCACACAAUAGCAAUAAACAUCAGUCUGAGGAGCCAUAAACAAACCUCAACCAAAACGCCACUCUAUAGACACAAAUAAUGCUCAGAACAGAACCUAACUUCAUCAACAGUACAUAUACAGUCCUAACCAUAGUACUAGUUAAAUUAAUUUUACGCCGGAAUAUCCCUUUAAGACAGGAGGUAGAGCGGUCGUCCAAUGACCGGAAGGUUGGCGGUUCGAUUCCCCCCUAAUCCAAGUCUGUCCGUUGUGUCCUUGGGCAAGACACUUAACCCACCUUGCUCCCAGUGUGUGUCCUCCACUGGUGUAUGAUUGUGAGUGUUGUGUGGUGGUGGUCAGAGAGGCCGUAGGCGCAGAAUGGCAGCCACGUUUCCACCACCACCAAAGUGUGACUGUGUGAGCGAAUGAGUGAUGUAUCCAAUGUAAAGUGCUUUGAGGGUCUCUGAUAAAGCGCUAUAUGAAAUCUGAUGCAUUAUUAUUAUAAUUAUUAUUAUUAUUAUUAUUAUUAAGAUGUCAAACUGAGCAGCUGAAAUAAACAUAUUCACAGCCUCUUUAAACAGUUUGGCCCUUGUAGCCGUUUUUCAGAAUCCAUGUUCACAGUUCAACUGUUAUAUGAAGAAAAAAAAUCAUGCGUAAUUAGUGCGUUGCUUUUUUGCAUUGCAGGUGCAAGCUGCUAACGUUCUGCGUGUUGUAAUCUCAGCUCAUUCAACCACUGAAUUUAACCUCUCAGCUGUGUUUGUGGAGUUGCAGCCUUUUUGGAAAUUAUCUAUGCAAAUAUCAGAUAAAUAAUAUCCAAUCGAAUAUAUCUCAAUGAUGAUAACAUAGCUUGCUUCUUUUUUCACUUUACGACUGUAGUGACUUGUCGAGUGCUUGUAGCCUGCCCUUUUUUAUACCCUAUUUGACUUUAAAUGGGUCCAUCAUUCACAGAAAUAAUAUCAAGUUUUAUCAAAAAUUUAAAUUAAAGAUUCUUUUGCUGUAAACUCAUUUAAAAAAAUGUUCACUGAGGUUUUAUUUUCAAACCAACGCUUACUGUGUUUCUGAGACAUCUUUAAGUCAACUCAUCUAGAAUUUAGCAAGAACUGAUUAAGUGACUUUGCUUGUGUGUGUGCAGUUUGAGGAGGCAGAGGCCCUGUCGCAGAGCGUGUUGUCAAUGGGGGAAGAAGCUGGAGAGUUUUUACCGAGAGCCUACCUGGCUCUGGGGCUCAGCUGUAGUCUGCAGGCCUCUGAAGGUAAGAACAUGUUAACAAACUUAAGGAUGAAACAUCCGUAAGAUUUCAUAUUUUUGCACAUUUUUAUAACAUCAUUGUCUGCAUAAAAUAAAGAGUGAACAUUGUGUCUCUGUGUCUGUCUGCAGCCACCCUAAAGGCCGAUCGCAAUGAAUUCAACAAACGAGCACUUCAAGCUUUGAACAAGUAUGUUCCCCAAUCGUCCGUUUUCUAUCACGUGUUUGCAUUUGUUUUUGUCUGAGCAACAGUGAAAUCUAGAGUCAUACUGCUAUCCAGAUUGAUUUUGCUAAAUGAUGUUAUUCCAAUUAGAUCGAUAUUCAAAAAGAAAACUACAUAAACUUUAUGGUAGUCAGUGAUAAAGGACGCAUUAUUUGUUUUUGUUUUGUAUCAGUUUAAAAAGUGUGUACUGUUCCUUAGUUUGAUGGAGUUUGUUGUUUAAAGCAUAGCAUUAGAUAAUCUGCAUAAUCCACUAUGACUUGUCUAGUUGCCCACUGAGCAUAUUUUGGGCUAAAAGAGGUCUAAUAGACGUCUAAAUGUAGCCUAGAUGACUGGUCUAAAAUCAGACUACCACAGGUCUAAAAAUGAAAGUUUUUUAGACGUCUAAAUUUAGACUGAGUUUAGACUAAAUCUAAAUCUGGGCUAUAUCUAUACUACACUGUUUAUUGCUCAAUGACUAUCAAAAUUAUUUUGGUUACGUACUUCGAGAUCAGUUAUGCAACUCACAGUUGCUUUUUGAAAUAACAAGUUAUCCAAUAAUGGCUUAAAGUGCAACGUCUAAAUUUGUCUAUUGCUCAGUGGUUGUGGCGCUGUUUAACUGCAGUGUUUGUUUUUUCUUUUUUUAAAAUUAACUCAAAGAACUGGAAUAAACUUUAAAGCAGUAAAUUUAAAGAAACAAUAAUCAAAUUUUAAAAGUAUUUUAGUCAUGAGAACCUUUAUUAACCUGGUAAAAAUCGAUAUAAACACCAAACAAACCAAAAUAACUGGACUCCCUUUACUAUACUUUAUCCCAUCAUUAGUAUAAGAAUGAGAAAAUGAAGGGGGUUCACAUUAAAUAAAACUUUAUAGAUUUAAGUAAAUCAUAUAAAUUCUGGAAAUGAUUGAAAAUGUUGAAAUGAAUGUUGAUGAUACAUGAUGCGAACACUUGAAACUCAUUGAUGAUGCUUUCACAGUUUUUAUAUUGAAGAUCAUUUGUCUCUUAUACAGAUCUUCAACAACCUCUGACAUUCCUUUUAUUUCAGCUCAUAGUCGUGUCGUUUCUAGAUUUGUGGUUUUAUAGCCUUCAAUAUCCGGCGUCAUUAACUCAUCCAUAAACUGGUGACUCUAUAACUCAAAGAGACACUUGAAUGGCUGUAAACUUUUAUUUCACAGCACAGAUUACAGGGUUUUUUGAGAGUUUGAUGCAUAUAUCAAUCAGAUACACGCUGUCUUGCUAACGUGAUAUAACCCAGCAGGUGGUCUUUCACUCUCCUGCACAGGGCUCACUCAUUAGACCCUCAGGACGCUCAGAUCGCCAUGUAUCUGUCUCUGCAGCUGGCUCUCAUACGUCAGGUAAAAGACUUGGUGCACAGAUUUGUUUGUUUUUUUCUAAUCCCAAAAUGUCACAGGCUGUAAAUCUUACCUGAGCUGUGUCUGGCAGGUAUCAGUGGCCCUGGAGCCCCUGCAGGCAGCUCUGUCUUUGCGUGGAGAUGACGUAAACUCGCUCCACCUACUGACCCUGCUGCUGAGUGCCCAGAAACACCACCGCCAUGCCCUGGACACCCUGAACCUGGCCCUCAGCCAGCACCCCGGCAACUUCAAGUAAAGCCCACCAACACAACCCACUCACACAGGAAAAAGUUGGUGAAAAUGUCGGUGAAAUGAGGAUAAAGAACCGAUCGAUCAAUAGCUGUGCAGAUUACACUUUUUAGACUCUGUGUGUGUAUUUAUGAGUGAGAGGAGCUGAAAUAAGUGGUGCAGAGGGACCCAGUCGUAACACCAGUCCUCUCCACAGGGAUUGGGUGUCUCAGCUUUACACUCGCUCACACACACACACACACACACACACAAACACACACACACACACUUGAACACACUUGACGCCUUAUUUAGACGUGCUGGAGGGGAGGCCUGCAUUGCGGUACCUCUGCCCCUCAUUCGCUCUCACCCUUUUAACACUGCAGCUCUGACCCGAGUCAAGUGCUGUCCUCUUACAAAAAUAACAUAUUUAAUGAAUUGAACACCUGCCUGCUGCUUUAUUCAGGUCAAAACAUCAGAAACUGGCGCUGCAGUUACUGUGUGGCAGGCAGGGAUUAAGUGAUCUGCUGUUUAAUCAACCUGUGACCUUUUGGCUGUCGGUUUUGAUCUGAAGCAGCGCUACAACAAUUUCAGAAACAUUUGGGUUUAAAGGUUAUUUUCUUACCUUAAUCUCUUACAGUAUUUACUUUUGUAGUUUUAUUACAGUCAAAAUAAAAUCUAGAAAGCAGAAGAGGGUUACAUCAUGUAGAUUUAAAUCCGCAUAUUAGAGAACAGGGAAGAAAAGAAGCUCAAGUAUAGAAAUGUCUGUAACCUUAAAUGUUCAAGGUCCACAUGAGGGUGGUCUCACAUGGAGAUACUAAAGGGGCAGCUGUGGCUCAGUGGCAGAGUCACUCUGAAAGUCUGGGGUUUGAUCCUGCUGUCCACAUGCUGAAGUGUCCAACCCUCCCCUUCAGGCUGCGCCCACAAUGUGUGUGAAUGCAAUGUGAUAAAACUGAUGAGUGCUUCACAUAGCAGCCUCUGCCAUCAGUGUGUGUGAAUGUGACAUAGAAGGCAAAAGCGCUUCGAAUCAACAACUGUUUUCUGUUCUGUGAUUGUUGGAGUAGUUUAAUAUUUGUCACAACUUUUAGUCCAACCUUUAAAAUUUGUCGGCAGGUUUCACAGAGGUGUCUAACAAGUUUGAUGUGAAAAUGCAGUCCCUAUUAUUCCAUGAUCCAACCAAAAUUAAGAAAUAUUAGAUCAAUGAUGAUUUGGAAACUUUUGUCUUCUGUGUCAAAGGCUUUCAAACCAAUAUCUGAAAAAAGAUUAUUACACCAAUACUCCUUUUAAUAGUUCCCAAAACAUGUGCAGGCAUGUGACAGUGAUGUUUGUAAGAAGAGUUCAGGUUGAAAUUAUCCCUUUAAUGCCUGAAACCACAAAUUAUGGCCAGAAAAUUCAAACUUUUUUGAAGCUGAAAUGUUUAGUUCACUAACUACUGAAAACCCCCCAAAUCUAAAUGUACUCGAAAUUUAACAAAUAUAUUUAUCUUGUUUGUUUUUUGGAAACUGAUAAACCACAAAAGACAUUUUUAUCAUUUAUCGGACUGUAUUCAGGUGUUAAUUUUAGUAAUUUGUUGAUCAUAUUGAUUUGAUAAAAGCAUAGUAAAAGUAUGUACCAAAUAUGAUACAAAAGGCAUUAAAGGGUGAAGUAGUUUGGAGAGGAACCUUAAACUGAAAGCUUGACUCUAAACUUUCUUUGGGAGAGAAGAACACCUGAUUAGGAAACAUUAGUUUUUUAUCCCUAGCAGGUUUAGAUUGGUAUUUAAGAGUCUUACAACAUUACAGAGAAAACCCCCAAUAAAGACAGAGAUUUAAGAAGAAGAUUGUUUUCUGAUGCUCAGGCAAUUUUAAGCUGUUUGGAUUUUUUUAAAGCAUGAGUGACAUGGCUGAAAACUUUUAGGGUUGCUCCAGUAGAUUCAGAUUGCUUGGCAGUGGUUUUGGCCUGUUGUAGUAAAACAGGCUGUAAUAGCUGCAGGACCGUCCCUACUGAGGAUUCACUAAGAGGUCUUUGCUUUGUUUGUCUUUAUAAGUGUUUGACAACAUUACAGAAAGCCUCCUGGGAAGAUGACAAUUUGAAGUGACAAAAAGAAGUUGCAUGACUUUCAUACAAGCCUCAGGACUCACAGACAAAAGUAAAGUUAAAUUUUACCUGACAAAGUACAGAAAUAGCGUUUUUCUGUUGUUGUUUUUCUGCAUUGUUUGUGACCUAGCUAUUGUGUGCCAAAAAAAAAGGAUUGACCAUUGAGUCUGAUGGUUUUAGGUUAUGUGGGUGUGAUUUUCAAUCAUGUCUGGUGGCCUCCAGGAGAUAACAAAUCCUUUUCUUCUCUUACAAAGGGGUCUACCUCCAGAGGGCCCAUUUCUGUAAUGUUGUCAGACCCUGGUAAUACCAAUCUGAGCCUGUCAGUGAGAAAAACAAGAACUUGUAGUAGACACACUUUGAUCAGGAGCAGUUGCCCUUAAGGAUUAAGCCAUUACAGCCUGUUUCACAGCUGCAGGUUAAAACAGUCUACUGGAGCAAAUCCAAAAGUUUUUGUACUUAUGAGUCAGUCAGACCCCCAAACAUGUGAAAGCAGGACCAAGAUUACAAAAUACAGGAAUUUCCUCUUAAGGCAGCUGACAGAAGUCUCAGUCAAAGCUAUUGUGCAAAGAUGCUCUCAUUAUCUCACAGGAAGGCUUUCAGUCAGCCCUCCUUCAAAAGCACACUUCACACUCAUUAGCAGUGCAGGAAGCUCAGUUGUAUCACCAGAGAAUCAACAUUAACAAUCCAGCUCAGUUUCUUCUUUCUAACUGUAUUAUGUGAGGAUGUUGCAUCAUCUUUUCUGAUGUGCUCGCUCUCUGUUGCAAAGCCCAGCAAAGCAUUUCAUAAAGCAGCCAUGUGGGGUCAGUGUUGGCCUCCAUGGUCCCAGCGCAGACAGACGGGGUGCAUCCAUACAUCAGGAGGGAGAGGAAACGCAGAAAAACAAGAGAAGUGAUGAAACAGUGAAGGGAAGGAAACACAGAGACAGAGUGGGUGGAUGGAGGACAGACGAUGGUUUUAUAAUUACACCGGCUUCACUCACCACUGCUGUAUGUACAGAGAGGAAAUCAACGCUCUGUGUCUUUCUCUGAAACACACAAUCUCACACUCAGACACACACAAUCUCACACACACACACACACACAUCCUCCGUAGAGACACUUGACUGCUUUGACCCAUUUAAGAGCUCUUUCCAAGCUCGGCCAAUCACAAUGCUCUCUGCGCCAGGAAUCCCCAUCGCCCCGGUAACCAUGAGGUCAUACGGGUAGAGCAGGCAGCAUCAGUUGUUGUUCCCAAACUGUUGUUAUGGAGCGGAGAGGGAGGGAGGGAGACGUGGAGGCAGACAGGAGGAUAGUUUACUGACUUAAUAUUUACUAAUGGCCCAUUAAUGGUAUAACUGAUUUAUUGGUCUUGAAUCCAUUUAUUAACAUACAAGAUAAACAUCUGCUGGUCUGACAUGACAGAGUAGUUCAACAGAACUGUGUCAGGUUAAAGAUGACAGGCCUAUGAUAGAGUUUUGAUGCAAUAUAUGUUAUAUGUUUGCAUGGUUGCUACAUGAUACAUCUGCUGUAGAGGCCAAAUCAUUGUGGAUCACUGUCUCACUAGGGGCCCAGACUACGAGAUGAGUCCAGCUGAAUUGGGUUAUCCUUUACUAACCCUAACAAAGUUGAUAAUGAUCAGCAGUCUUACAGAGCUGGAUAUUAACCAGAUAAGUUAACCCAGAGUACAGUGAGUGCUUUCAUAUAAAAGGGGGAGAGUGCAAUUCAUCUGACGAAUCACAGACAUGAAUAAGUUUGCCGUUAGAAGAUAUUUCAACAAGCACAACUUUCAUUUAUAUUUAAUAUAUGUAAAAUCAGACAGAUAGACAAAGUGUCCUGUUUGUUUCUCUCAAUCAGCUCACAGGGAUCCAGAAUCCAGCAAUAUGAUUGGCCAGUAGGCAGAGUUUUCUAUAAACUGAUCUCUAAUCUGGAGCAUAUCCUGCUAUGGGGCAGUUUAUGAGAACAGAGUAAUUUACUGUAGGGAUCUAGCCAGGUAGAAGUGAACCCUGAAGUUACAAACCCUCCUUUGUAGCAAACCCCCCUGCUCACUCUCCCCGUCCCAAAUGCAUGUAUUCAGACAGGUGUGCAGUGAAUUUGGAAAAACAACCUUUAUGUUUGUUUUUCCACCAGAGUUUUGAGUUCGUCCAGUGCUCAUUUUUUUGUGUUUUAAUCUGUUUGAUUCCAUUAUUGCAGAUCAUCAAAACUUUUCACUCUAAGCGUCUUUGUGAUUGUUUUUAGGUGAUGCUCGCUAAAUGUUAAAGAACUCACUCUAAACAGAGAUGGUGCAAGUUCAGCUAGCAAACUAGCACCAGCAUUAGGUCAUUGAGUGAUUUAAUUUGCAUCAGUCAAGGGUUGCUAACACAAGCUGAACUAAACUCAAUUAAACUGUAGCUCCGUGGUAACGAGUGCUAUUAAGUUUGGUCAGCUGACGAUUUCAUUGUUUGUUGAGAAACUGAUCCUGUAAUAACCAUAGACUCUAUAUCAUGAUCAGUUUGACAAUAAAGAUUGAAAUGACAGGUAUAUGGUGAAGUUUUAAUGACCUUGUCUGACGAAAAAACACAGCAUGAAAUGAUGAACCCAUUAACCUGGGACCACCAUCUGGCACAUUAUUACACCCCUCACUCUCUGUCCAACUUCUGCUGAGAUAAUGUAAAUCAAUGUUGUUUGUAUCCCAAUUGAAAACAUGUAAAAAAAUAUAUGCAAAUAGAUGCAAAUUUGAUACAAGACGAUUUAGUUUGGACAAGAAAAUUUAUGUUUUACUGUUUGGAAAGAGCCCAAAAAAAUCACAAUUCCCUUCUUGUGCAGAGUAGGAGUUAAGUUGUAGAUCAGGACUCCAAUAAAAAAAACCUGUCUAGCUAAAGCUGCUACUUGUCUCACCUGGUGUGAAAUAUGAACUUUAGCCUUUUUCCUUAUUUGCAACAACCAUUAACAAUAAACCCAAAAGGUGGCAGUAAAAUUGGAGUAAUUAGUGUAGGGGAAUUAAGUUAACAGAAUCAUGUUGGUCAGAAGAAAUGAAACCUCCUGGACACCGAGUCUGACCAAUCAGCUAGCAAGAUAGAUGUGACCUGAUGUGACCUUGAUGUGCACUAGUACUUUUAAAAAGUUUAAACCACUUUACAGCUAACUUUUAAAUUAUCAUCAAUAUAGAGAACAGCAUUGAUUGAUAUUUCCCCAUAAACACCUCGCUAACUUUCAUUUGGUUUUGCGUUUUAACCAGUGUAUGUUUUCCUUUAAAGUAUCAUCUAUGGAGGAAAUAGAGAUGGAUACGGAUUCAUUUAAUCAGUGUUUAGUCACAAGUUGAUCUGAACAUGAUGGCAUUUUAACAGAAACACUGUUUGACCCUCUACUGCAAGCUACCCCACAUCUCCUCUGCAUUAGAAGGGAGGGACAUAAACAUCAGAUACUGGACAAAAUUGUGCGAUGUAAUAGUUAAAUAUACACAUUUUAAUUCUGGACCGGAUAUUGGAACAGGAAAAGUGCUUUUUGUUUGUUUUAAACAAGACGGAUACAUCUAUAAAACAACAACAAAAAAUUAAUGGCUUUAAAUGGUCUUAUAUACUAAAAGAAAUGUUGACGUUAUGAUCCAAAUCCAUUACAUAGUAUAGGACAGGAAAUAAUCAGAAAACUGUGCAACCAUUUUAACGUCUUAUUUGUGUAGAUGCUGAUGGCUUACUCUCUGUCAAAGUUUGUGCAUCUGUGAACAAGGCUGUACAGUGCAUCAGUACAUCAUAAGGGUGGUAGAAAAAAUUGAUACAGCAUAGUAUUGCGAUAUUUUGUCUGGUGAUAUAUCAUAUCGUCUCAUAUACCUAGUAUCAAUUUUUCAAAUUAAUUGCUAAUAUGAAGUCAAAUCUAUGAUAAUGGAAAAAUAAAAUCAACUGGUUGUCCAAUGAGGUUGAUUAGAGCAGGAGAGAGUUAGUACAACAAAUACAGCAUAAAUAAGACAAACAUAAAGGAAAGACAAAUGCUAAAUUAGCUGAACAGUUUAAAAAUUUGAAUAAAUCGCAAUAUAUUGUAUCGCAAUACUCACUGUAUUGCAAAAUAUCGUAUCGUGGCCCAAGUAUCGUGAUAAUAUCGUAUCGUGGGGUCAUGAGUGAUUCCCACCCCUAGUACAUCAGUGAUAGGCCUGAAUCAGCCUGAUGAUAUCUGUCAGGCUGGGGUCAAACAACAGAGAUAAGAUUUUAAAGAUACUUAUUACACAAAGUAUCAUAAAAACUAAAGGUGGUUAUUUUAUUGCAGACAACCAACAGUAGGCCUGAAUGGAAACCCAUAUCUGGUGGGGUGAGGUAUCGACCAAACCUGGCCUACAAUAUACUGAUGUGCUUUGGAGCUGUUGGGCUUUAGAGUCUAAGGGAGAUACUUGUUUUUUUUUCUCUGCAACGAGCUCGUUGAAUGACAUUUUGCACUGCAGCGAGCAUCACACAUCAUAGCAUGUCUCAGGCAUGUUGCUGGGCAUACAUGAGAGUGUUUGUGUGUGUCUGAGUGUGUGUGUUUGUGUGUGUGUGUGUGUGUGUGUUGCUGGGGUGGGGGGAAGUGGGUGUACAUGUGUAGAAGAUUCUAAUCUGGCACAUGCAUGUUUGUGUGUCCAUGCGAGUCUGUGUGUGUGUGCGUGCAUGUGUGUGAUGCUUGUUAGCCCCUGCCUCUCUGCACCACAAACUGUCAGCUCGCUGUAGCACUCCCAAGUCCUCCCUCUCUCUCCCCCACAUCCUCCUCCAUCCCCAUCUCCUCACUCUCUCUUCCUCUCCUCCUCUCGCUCCCUCUUUCUCCUUUUUUUUUAUCUCUCUGUCUCCAUUUCUCCCCUUUCUUUGAAAUUUUAAUCACCCAGUAAACAGGCAUGCAUUUCAAUGUGAAAUGGGAUUUUGCUACAGAUUGAGGGAGCUGAGUCGAGGAGGGGGGGUUGAGAGGAAAGGAAAGGGGGGAGAGAGUGAUCGUGGUUUCGCAGUUUGUACUAAAGAGAAUGAUUAAUCCCAGCCUUUGAUUCUGCAUUCAUCUAACGGGAUGUUGCAGCAUGGGAAGUGUGUGCGUGCGUGUGUCUGUGGGUGAGCGUGCACAUGCAUGCCUGGCUCCUGCAUGUCUGCACAGGCAUGUGUGUUAAUCUCUAUGCACGUACUGAUGUAUAUAUAUCUAGUCACACACACACAUACAUGCAGGAGGAUGAUGUGUGCACGUGUGUGUGCCUGCAGAGAACACACACUCUGAUCUGUGGGAGUGCAGAGUGAGUAAUACUGUAGCUGAACCACUUUUUCAGAGGAACAUUAUUAGCUAUUUUUAUUCUGAGUUUACGCCGGUGCUCGCUGCUCUUAGCCGGCCACUGCGUUUACAUUGUACUGCACGGCUCACUGCCGCACAGCCUCACACACUUUGCGAACACACUGUCACAUCCUCAAACACUUACACACACACACCCACGCACACAUACAACUUGCUCCCAGCAGGCUGAAAUGACAGCCUUUGUAAGCUGAUAUGUAGUUUGAAAGCUGUAAUCUUGAUGAAAUCUACCUUUUUCUGGAGCUGCGGGGAAACACUGGCUGUGAUCAGGUGGUGUAUAAUAAGCUGGAAAAUACUCUGUCCUUAGACGACUGAGAUCAGCUGGAUUUUUCCCAUGUUGUGAAGUCAUUUGUGAAGACAACCACUGUGUAAACAUGCGACUUAAAGGUGCAGUGUGUCAAUAUGAGCAGUAUUUAGCAGAACAAACCUGACUGAAAUUAAAUAGGUGAUAUUUUUACGUAUUUAUAGGUAUGAUAUAUAUAAUUAUGGAAUGAGCUACCCCUCCAAAUCAGACAAGCCCCCUCAAUGUCCAUUUUUAAAACUCGUCUUAAAACCCAUUUUUAUUCAUUGGCUUUCAACCCUGCAUGAGACUCGGCUCCUGUUUUAGUGUUUUAUGGUUUGUUUUUAGUUAUUUGUUUUAAUGGUUUUAAAUCAAUGAAAAAAAAUUGAAACUAUAUUUCACUUUGUAAUAUUUGCUUUUAUUUGAUCCACUAUUUUGAUUGUUUUUUUUUGUUUGCAUUGUUUUGUCUAUUUAUGUACAGCACUUUGUUCAGCUGUGGUUGUUUUAAAGAGCUUUACAAAUAAAGUUGAGUUGAGUUGAAUUUAGAAUUAUGUUGAAUUUGGUGUAUCAUCACUGACAUAUAAAAAUGUACCAUCGCAAAUUAGUCCUAUGUAUCUACAUAGAAAUUAGGUCCUGUUCCUCUGAGGCCCCCGCAUCUUGCACUGCUGUGUUUCUACUGCAGCCAGUAAGGACCAACUAGUAACAUGCACUUUUUUGUACUCAAAGAGAGGAUGUGCAAAAUGAACACCAAAGAAAAAGAGAGUGGUUGCAUUGAUUUAAUGGUUAAAACAAAAAAAAACAAAAAAAAAAAGAUCAUGCUUAUAAAAUAUCUAAGGAACUUUUUGUCCUCAAAGGCCACCGUUGCUUCAGACAGGAGGGGUGAGCAGGGGAGUAAGUCAAUCAAGAAUAUGAAUGCUAUUUAUAACUAAGUGUUCCUAUUUCUGUAUACUUUCGCUGUAAAAGUUAUUUUUGCUCUGUUAUAACUAGUUUAAAAAUAAUAAUAAUAUAAGAGGGUUUAAGUCAUGAUUUCUUCCUGUUAUCACACAAUUGAGUAAGCAAGGUUUAAUUAUUUUGGUUUUGAAAAAGAUAAGUUUGAAAUUAGUGUUCAGUGGCUCUUUUUAAAGACAGCAGACUCCAUCAUUCAAAGAUGUAAUCUAAGGCAGUAGAACACAGGAGUUGCUGGACUGUCUCCAUUGGUUAGUUUCUGUUGUGUCAGAGGCGUCCUACAGUGUUGAAAAAAAAUUAAAUUAAACAAAAACAAAAACUGCAGUUCUUCAAGUGUCCACUUGAGGCUUGCUCCAAAAGCCAAGGAAACUCCAUUAGGUCCCAAAUUAAAAUGCAAAUUUUAACAGUAAAACUUUGCGUAUUCACAGCCUGACAGACCAAACUCUUUUGGAUUUGUGGUUCACUUAUUUCUUUGUUUUUGUUACAUGGGGGUGCUUUAAAAGAAAUGUAAACACAAAUUUGUAUUAUUUUGGGCACAGCCGAGUAGAUUGCAUGACUUUCAUUUCAAAUGGUUGAUCCAAAUCAAACAAAAUAAAACAGUAUUGUGAAACAAAAUAGCAAAAAACUACUAAGUGGGUCAGGCAGCAAGAGACCAAUAACUCCCACUGACGGCAUGAUAAAAUUGCUGGUUUUGUUAAUGGUGUCUGGUUGCUUUGAAGAGAGUCAUGUACGGGCUGUUUUUUUGAUGAGAGUCAUAAUUUUUUCAGAGACUUCAAAGAACUAUCUAAGCCUGUUAGUGAGGAGAACAAGAGCUCUGUGUGGACAACUUCUGAUCAGCACAUUAGCUCUAAAUGAUCACACUUCAGCCUUGACGGCCUGGAUUAUUGCUGCAAGCUUUAUUUGUUUUAGAGCAAGACCAACAUUUUCUUCAACUUAUAAGUCAUUCAGACCUCAAGAUCAACAAAAAUCAGCCCAGAAAUCUUGAGUUAAACUUUUACAGGCUGGCCAUAUGUGCUUUCUCUUUAAUCAGAAAGCUGCUUCUAUCCAUAAACUUAAUUUUAUAUAAAACAUCUCCAGGAAGUUUCAUAGGCUGUUUUUUUUUUUUCACACCAAUGAAGAAGGUACAAAAGCUGAAGUGGUUUGAAUUAAUCUAUGAAUGAAAGCAGAAUUUAUAGAAGGUUGAAAAAAAGGAAAAACUAGCAGCUUCUGUUGCUUCAUGAUGUCUCAGAAACACGGGAUGAUAAGUCAGCUCUCUUUACGCAUGUUACACACACUGUCACAUUUCAACGCAAGGAUGGCUUAACACCAUCUCAGUGUUUCUAAAUGCUCUGCCACGCUGGUAAUGGGGAGCCUGGAGACACACACUUUAACACACACUCACACUCCUGUGGGCCCGACAAGCUUCCCUAUCCUUAACGCCACGUCCCUCAGCAGCACUUGUCAUCUACACGUCAGAAAAUCCAACUCCUUUCCUCCCACACACUUUCAAAUUUCUCAUUUCCAGCACCCCUCCAUCUCUCCAAAUACACACAAGCAUGUACACAUGCUCACACACACCCUCAUACACCCUCCCCCCUGCUGGUCCACCGACCCAUGAGUCAGUAACGAGCUGUUUUUCAACGAGUUUUCUCCCCCGACACAAGCUUGUCUCACUCUGCUAUUGAUCCUCAUCCCGCCUCCCUUUAUCCAUCCUUUCAUCAUUUCCUUCUUUCCUCCCUCUAUUUACCCCUACACACACCCUCACACACACAAUAACAGGCACACACAAACACACACCCUGACAGGAGAGCACAGAAUAAGUGGAGGAGCCUUCAACAACAUGCUGAACAUCAUAGUCUCUCUUUUCCCUUUCUCUCUCCUCGCUCAAGGAUGAGUGAUGCCCAUGACAGACUGCUUCCUCUGAGAGCUCCUUCUGGCAAUUACUAAACGCACACACACACACACACACACACACACACACACACACACACACACACACACACACACACACACACACACACACACAAACAAACUCACACACUCAUCAGAGACUCCCACAUCACUUAACCAGUUGUCUUCAACUGAAAGGGCCGAGUGGAAACACUCCACUCAUCCGCCACUCAACCCACAAACACACACACAAACACAAGCAAAUACACUUAGCACACACAUGCACACACACACACACACUCAGAGCUUGAAGAUGGUGAUCAUCUUUACCCACUCUCUGUAACCAUUGAUCCUUUUGAGCCUCAGUUUGCAGCAUCAGUGAGAUGUUGACGUAUUAAAGCUGCAGGAAGUCUGAAACAUGACUGUGUACACGUGUAAUAAAAAGAGUCACAAUGGUGAUAAUAAUGAAAUCUAUUUUUUAAUCUGCUUUUUCAAAUGAAAGGGAGCUCAAAUUUCUUUGCAACAGAGAGAAUUACUAAAAGACGUUGAUUGUUAUAUAAAUGCUUAUAUUUUAUUUUUUUUAAAAAAAGGAAAAAAACUAUUUUAAAAGCCAGAUUCAAAGCAGAGAUGUUAAAAACUCUCCUUUACUGACUACUUUGCAAAAAAAAAAUAUUUAUUAACAAUGUUUUGGUUCUACAUCAAUAGGGUUAGAAAAUACAAAUAAGAUCUAUAUAUAUAGGUAUAUAGAUUAUAUUUAGAUUUAUUAUUUUAAUGCUACAGAAAAAUAAUCAAAAAUGUCUGUGCCUAAAUUAUUCCAACAAUGUUUUUCAGGAUUUUUUUUUAAUCUUUUUUUUUUUUUCAAAAUAAAAAGAGAGAAAUUUGUUGGUUUCCAAAAACAUUCCUUGUUUUCGCAGAAUGAUUUUUCAGCUAACCCUGUGAUGAAAAUGACAAAACCUGAAAAGAUGUCACAUAUUUGAAAAAUACACAGAAACAAAGAAGAUCUGGUUCACUAGAAGAAAUGUCACUCCUGUAAUUCACAUCACUAGUUCUUCUCUUGUAUUGAAAUAUUGUGUGUUUUUAUUUUAUCAAAUGUGAGAACUAGUGUAACUAAGUUUAAGUCAAGCUUAACUUCCCUAAAUGCACUCUUGAUGUGGCCACAGGACUCCAGCAGCAAUCUAGCAGCAUUAGUUGGUUAAUGUGCAUGUUGUGUGUUGUUUUUCUGUGCAGCCUGCUGUUCACCAAGGUGAAGCUUGAAGAGGCGCUGUUUGGCCCGGCUGCAGCCUUGCAGACAUGUGAGGAGAUGCUGCAGAGUUGGCAGAUCCGCUAUGAUGUCAGCCGGUCCAGGUGUGUGUUUGCAUGAUGUCUGUUAGUUUGUUAGUUUGUUAUCAGGAUCAUCUCACAGUUUUUAUCGAUGAAGAUAGUUUGGACUAUUAUUUUAUUAUAUAUGUUCCUGCUUGAAGUUUCAUUGACAAACAUGUAAUAACAACUGUCAAAUCCAACCUCUUUUAGCUCAGAUUCAUGUCAUAGAGCAGAGUAUUUCUUUCAGCUCAAAAAAUAUAUAUAUAUAUCCAAACCUUUACAUCUCGUGGCAUAAUUCCUACAACUCCAUGUACUUUCUCAUCAUCCAGGCCUUUACAGACAGCUCACAGCUGGUGCAGAAAGCUGCAUCUGGAGCCAUAUGCAGGUGUAAAAUAGGGCACAUAACACCUGUGUCACACCUCUUGAUUUAAUUAAUAUGGAUUCUUGAUUUAAUUAAUGUGAAGGACUCUACACAUGCUCUGUGAAGAUUGACUGUCUGUUCGCAUCUGUUUAUACAAAAUAUUUUACAAUAGAUUCAUCAUUGUAUUUAUGUAUGUAUGCGCUUUUUUACUCAGAACAGAUAUUUUCUUUUUGCUUUUCCUUCACCAAUGGUAUUUUGACCCUUGACUUUGACUCCUUUUUUGUUGUCAUUGCAACUCAAACCCCUUAAAUACAGCAGCCUGGUGGCCCCAAGCUUCAAAAUAUGACUCUUUAAAAAAACAUGCAACAUUUAACAGUUUUGAAAUUGAGCUCACAGCAGUAGAUUAAUGUUGACUGGCUUUUGAUGAAGGAACAACCAUUUAAUUGAAUCAGAAUCAGAAUGCCCUUUAUUGUUAUUAUACAGAAGGUACAAUGAGAUUGAAGAGCUUCUCCAUUAUCAGUGCAAAAAAAAGAAAACAGAGACCAAAUUAAAAGUACAAAAAUAGUCGUAAGAAAAAAAUAAAAAUAAUAAUAGGUACAGACUAUAUAUAAGAUAAAAUAAAAGAUUAGGCAAUGCAAUGAAAAUGAAAACUAUAUACAAGAAAAGGAAAGAAGUGGAUUAGAGUGGAUUAUGUCAAUGUAAACAGUGAACAAAGGUCGUUAGGACUUAACAGCGUUUAAGAACGGUAGGCCUACAGUGUUUAUAUUAUUACGACAACACAGCUGCAUCAGCAUCUGAUGUGCACACAGACCCCCUGCAGUGCAGCUGUGUCAACAGACAGAGACGCUCCAAACAGUCUGAUGCAGACAAUGACCCGUGAAUUUACAGAUUUUUUUUUAUUCCACAGUCAGUGUAAGCUAAUAUGGGUGCUGACGGCUAGCCUUAGGGUUUUUUUGUCUUUUAUGUCAUUUCAUGUCUACAAAACUGUGUAAAAAGUAACACCCACAAGCUGUGUCUACCUUUAUAUUACUGAUGAAUCAGCCACAACAAAAGCGUUUCAGACUGGGCUGAAUAGAGAAGGUAAAUAGUUUGUUUUCUGAGGUAAUGACAAGUGAAAACCAGUAGAGUAGGUCUCUUUUAAUGGAGGAGUUUUUGUUGGCAUAUGACAAAUAUCUGUGCUUACGUGAGUGUUUCUUUGUUGUUGCCUUUUUAAAAAUUUACUCCUGUUUCCUGGGUUGUGUGCGUGUGUGUGUUUUUGUGUGUGUGUUGCAGUGAGACAGAUGACAGCAGCAGUAUACCGAUGGCUGAGAGGGUGGAGGUCAGCCCCGGAGCCAGGAAACCCUCAAUCCACCUAGCUCUGCCAGACUUCCAGGACGCCUCUACAGGUCUGAUCUCUCUCUGGUUAAAUGAUUCCCUAUAUUAGAGGUCUAGACUGAAAAAUGAAGCCAAAUUUAUUAUUUAUAAGUUAAACACGUCCUCCUUUCAUCUGCUGCUGGGUAAAUACCAGAGAGAAGCAAAGGUAAAGGUCAGUCUUGAUCUCCCAUCAUUUGACCUGUUGUGGAUUAAAACAUGUUUGCCUGUCUGCAACAAAAAAGAGGGUGAAUGUGGGUGUAGGUGGGGGAAGGGGACAGAUAUGCAGCUGGAAUAUCAAUCAUCUCUGCACCUGUAUCUUCCUAAGUAUCACAUGUCACUUUGUCCAAAACCCUCAAAUCAUGAAAGUUGUGCUCUGUUAUUUGUUGGAUUAUUUUGGAGGCUGAUUAACAAGUAGUGUUACAUUUUACUGAAUUUUAAAGUUGUUUCCUUUAAAAUUUCAGCACUUGUUAUUUGAACUUUUUUGAGGGUUCUUUUUAAAUCCAUCUCACAAAUGUGUAGUCGAGAGAGCAUUCGAUUUUUCUGCCCUUUUGUUGAUUCCUUUGCGCUUUCCUUUAAACAUGUUUAAAACUCACAGCUGCUAGUUUAGCUGUUCAUCAGUUGGUUUUUCUUAUCUUUACACUUGGUUUUAAAGGUUCCCCAAGUCCAUCUUCAGUGGCAGCUUCCCGUCUGGAGGCGGCACUUUCCGAGGUGUCUGACCUCAGCUCCACUCGCCGCCAAGGACCCAUGUACAUCUGGGCCACGCUGGAGCGAAUCUGGCUGCAGGCUGGUAAGACAAUAGCGCUUAGUAUAGCACAUAUAAAAACCUUUAAACAAUUCUCAGGCUCGUAUUGUUCUUUUCAGCAUUGUUACAGAAUUAUAGAAGGGGUCCCUGCAGUAAUAGGCCUUUGUGAUUAAAAAGGAAGAUGUUUUUAAGUCAGAGACAGCUGUCACAUACCUCUCUACUCAUGGCAACAGACCUCAAUGACAAAAACACAAUUUUAAGUAAAUUGCUCCUUAAAUCAGUUACAUUAUUUCAUUACUGUGUUUUACAAUUAUUACAAUCAAAAAAUCCCAGAUCACAAACUAACAGACCUUACCAAUGGAGGACAAGCAACCCCUGUACCAUGUGAGGCAAAGUUACCAUAUUUUGUCAAUGGAAUCUGGUGGCUUUACAGAAACAAGAUACUAUUUUUAUGUAGAUUUUGGGUCUAUACUUUUCAACGAUUCUAAUUUCUCUAUGACAAAAGGGGAAAAGUCUUUAUUUUAUUGACUAGACAAGGAACAUGUGGGGUACCUCAAGGAACCAUUCUCAGACCUCUUCAACUUCUCUUUUACAUAGACUGUAUAAGGUAACCUUGCCACCAAGACGUCACAUUUUGAUCUGUAGACUACUGUUCGGAUGUUUGGAGAUUAUUUUUAUGUCUGUGCCAUGUUGUUGUUUUCUGAAGCAAAGGGUGACCAAAGUUGGACAAUAUGGUGGAGCUCCAACGAGAAAAAGGUUAAGUCUAAAGACUGAAGUAGCUGAAGUGAGAGUGAGCUAGCGCCACCUAUCACUGAUAAAGACCACACCUCUAAUUAGUCUGAUCCAUCAGCCUCGCUAUGGUUUGGCCCUUCAAUACUCACUUCUUUUCAUCCUCUACCUGUUAUAGCGCUUACUGUAUUGGUCAUACCCACCCAAACAGCUGCACAUGACCUUAUCAGACAAACUCAGAUCGAAGCAGAACAAAAUUUAAUAUUUGGUUUUAAACUCUUGGAUGAAAAUAUUCUAAUGGCAAACUAGACUGUGAGUGUGAAUGACCUGCUUUCAAGCUCAGCGGGGUUUCAGCCUAUGGAGAGUGAAAUAUUGUCGACUUAUUUUUAUUCUGUAGUGUUAAUGUCACAUUUUUUGCCGUCCGUGUGCCGUCUGAGAUUCUGUGUCAUAACACCAAAGAAACAACUUACAAAUCAAAGCAACUUCUGCCACAGAUCAUAUAGUCGCAACCUUGCAUGUGUAAACUCCUCAAUUUAAUGUGACACUGCAGCCAUUUUCUGUUGUUCACACCUCCACAAAAACAUUUUACUUUUGCUAUUCAGUGGGUAAAAGUUAGCUUCUGUGGCUGUACCUGCAUUGAUGUGGCCUCUGUGCUAUUAAAGGCAGAGCGGCAGUGAUGCAUGCCGUCAUUACUUUCAGCCCUGCAGCCUCAGUCUGACUGUGGAAGAAGCUCAGCACAAACAAACUCCAUCCUCUCUCUCAGCUGCAGAGUGAGCAGCAUGAGAACAGGAAUCCAUACAGCAGCCCAGUGAUGCAACCAGCAUACCAGUGUGUGACAGUUCAGGACGGGAUACGGGGGGUGGAGGUGGGGGGAUGGGGAGGGGUCAGUGCCCUUAUGGCCGCACUGUAAUAUGAGGGUUAUUUUUUACUCGUCACCUCUGACCUCUGCUUCUUCCUUGCUGAGAAAUCUCAAAAAACACUCACUUAUUUGUGUCAACUCCAUGUCACCAGGGUGUGUCCUUAAACUGGGGGCCAAAGAGAGGUUUUUUCCUUCCCAGCAUUCUUUUUCUCAUCGGUCACUUCCUCUCUCAAUUUCACAUCCUCAUGGAGCCUCAAAAAUACACAGAGAAGGCAAUCUUGGAAAUGAGAACACUUAGGUAAACAUGAUUACGGUAAUGGGUUUAGAAAAAGCAGAAAUAAUGUGUCAUAAAACCAAGAAAUGAAAUUAUUACAAGCAAAAUAGGCAUUAAAUGCAAGAACAGUCUGAACAUUUUCUACUAAUCCUUAAAAAAGGGUAAAAACCUGCAAGAGUAUGCCAUCUUUAUACUGUAUAUGUUCUUAACAAAUACAGAAUUAGCUAAUAAGACAGGUAUAUCGAGCACAGCAUAACUGCUACUUCAAGCAGGAGCUCUGAUUUUGAUAUUUAUUUGGAUAUUAUUCUGUUACUGUUGUCUUUCUGCUAUAUUUUAACAAGUGACGGGACUUAAACGUUUAGAUUUUUGCAAGUUAAUUUGUGCCAUAGCACUCGCCACCAAACAUCUUUUUAACUUUGCCUAAUUUCUUUAGCAAAGAGACUAAACACAACUUACCCACUCUCCUCCAGCAGUCACUUGUUUGUAGCGAGACCUCAGGCCAGUCCAUGAUGGACUACAGCGGGGUUACGCAGCUCAAGGAAGAACAUUUGUGAUCAUUUCUUCAUUGAAAUUCAAUCAGACUGAGACAAGGCAGAAGAACUACAGCAUCUGCAGUGCAAAAUGAUUAAUAUGGUGAUUAAUACUUCAAGGAAAUGAUAAAGUAAUGAUCAUGUGGCGUUUUGGUUGAGGUUUGUUUAUGGCUCCUCAGACCGCUGUGUAUUGUUAUCCUGUGGUCGUUACUAAAUUUGGUAUUACUAGAGAAGCAAGUGGUCGGCUAUCGACGGGGUGUCUAACUCGGUGUUACAGUGUGUUUGACCCUAAAUUAAUGUCACGCUGGAAUAUCCCUUUAAGCUCUUAGUUCCAGUCAUAAAUCAGCACUAUAGCCUUGAGAAAAGGACAUCACAGCUAACAUGGCAUGUACAUACUAUCUGCUAACUGCAUGAGCAGUAAAGCAUCACUGUUCACCCAUUGUUGAAAUAAACAGUAUACUUCUGUCUUUUCAUCCGAGUCGGACUCAGGCGUCUUCAACAAAUGAAGCAUCUCUGCUCUGAUUUUAUGACAUAAUGCUGCUGUGGGUGGAACGAAGCAGAUGUCAGUCAAAACCUGGUCCACCAUGCCCACAUAAUAUUGGAAAGGGGUGCAGCAAAUUGAGCAUUUUGUUGUGCGGUCUUGGUUUGUCUAAAUUUUAAUGUCAUUUGAGGUUUUUUCAUUGACAUAUGUAAAGGUUUUCAACAUGGCUUAGCUCAUAAUUUAAUUUAUUUGUGUAGAAGUUGUUUAAGAAACUGAAAUCACAGGUCUCCAUCAUGGGAUCAGGCGAACCUUUGCUUUUUAUAAUGGAUUAACCUGUAAAACAUAUCAAUGAGCGGUGCACAUGUAUGCAUUGAGCUGACAGUUUUAUGUGAGAGCUCAGGUGAGCAGCAGGAAACAGGCUUACAUAACCUGAGAGCAUUCACUGAAUCAUUUUCCCCAAAGUGAAGCUAUGAAAGAAAGCAGAGUCCGGAAAUGACUCUUUUUCAUCUCAGAAUGAGCUCAGUGUUUCCCAUCUGUGCAGCCAUGACACACAGGUAAACAAACACACACAUAGGCUCCCACACAAAAACACACAUGGGAUAUUGCAGCAUUCAGGAGCAGACAUAUUACACACACACACACACACGCACACACACACACACACACACACACGCACACACACUCUCUCUCUCUCUUUCUCUCUUACACAGAGGAUGCAGAGUUUCUCUCUGUUGUUGACCUGAUGUUCACUUCUGAGAUUGAUUGACAGCCCACUGCAUCUACAUCCCAUUAAGAUAUUGGUCAGCUCCAGUGUCAGGGGCGGGUUUUUCAGCUCUGUGUCCAUCCCUUAUUGGACAGCAGCGUACUUGUAGGCGUGUGUGUGUGUGUGUGUGUGUGUGUGUGUGUGUGUGUGUGUGUGUGUGUGUGUGUGUGUGUGUGUGUGUGUGUGUGUUUCUGGGGUUUGUCCUCAGCAGCACAGAAAGGCAGCAAUGUCCAUAUUUAGGCAAGACUUUCAGGACUUCCCAGGCACCACAUCAGCUCCCACUCUCUCCUUCAGUGUAUGUGUCCAUCCAAGUGUAUUAUUUUAUGUCUCUUUUUUUCUUUACCCUUUCAGAGUUUACAUUUAAAUAUAAAACUACUGAACUCACACUUAACCUUUUCACUCAUACUUGAGUCUUCUUAGGUGUAGACUUUAAUGAACUAUUUAACAGCUGUUUCAGAAGAAGCACGAUACACAAAAGCCAAUGACUGAAACAAGUUAGAAGAUGUACAGUAUCUGUCAAAUGAUACAAAACAAAAGUGGAGAAUAUGAUAUCAAAGAAUAUGCUUGAAAUCUUUUUAUUGUGUUUGAAAAUGUUUGUAGUUUCAAAUUUUACACCAACUUUAUACUUGAGACAAACUAAGAUGCAGCCAAAUAGAGAAAUUUACUGAAGGGCUUAUAAUUUUUCAUGCAAAGCAGAUUUUAAAAUUGUAUAAAGCUGAAAAUACAACCAUAAGAGAAGCACUGAUCUGGAGAAGCACUGACAAACUCAAGGGCUUUUAAAUCUGUUAAAUUUUUUGCCUUUUAGUUUCAGUGUUCAGACUUUGAAUAAUCACCUUUGUAAUUGUUUGCAUCUUUAUUGUUUUAUACAGUUUAGUAAGAUGAUGUAUAGUGAGUAGGUAAUAACAAAUUAAAGAGGACCCUAAUGCAAGCAGAAACCUCUGCUUCACCUGAGGGUCCUGCUCAUCUUGCUGGGAUCCCUUGCUCAUUAUUCAUGACUUCUUUUUGAACAGUAUGGAAACUUUAAAUGUAAAAGCUCAGGUUUGAGGAGGUUAACAGGUUUCUACCUUUCCCCUCUUUUCCUGUCUUUGUCUCUCAUUUUCUCUCCCUCCAUCACACCUUUCAACAACUUUCUGCUCUUUCUCACCUGUUUUAUGUCCUUUCUUCCUUGCUCCUUACCUGUCUUUAAUCACCCUGUAACUCUUCCUCCUCUCUCCUCUUCUUCCUUCAGGGGAGUUGUUCAUGGCUGACAGUCGACUAAAGGAAGCCCAGUUUUGCAUCGCUGAGGCCUCUGCGCUCUUCCCAAACUCUCACUCGGUGCUGCUGCAGCGGGGCCGCCUGGCGGAGCUACGGGGUCAACUGGACGAGGCUAAAGGCCUUUAUGACGAGGCGCUCGCCAUCAACCCUACCGGAGAGAGCAUCCUCGUGCACAUGGUGAGAGACGCAGACAGCUUUAGAGGCUGAGAAAUGAAACAGACAUUAACACACAUGGAAUUAUAAAUGAUGUAAGAAACAGGGUGAGCAUGUGCACACACUCAUGUUUGCACCCUGGCUAACAGCUGCACACACACAAACACACACUCACAGAGCCACGCACAUUAUAUAUGCUUAAGUUGAGUUCACAAAAUUACAUCACUCCGGAUGUUAUGCAAUAAUUCUAAAAUCCAAAUCAGACUCAUACAUGUAGUCAGUAAGCCACACAAACGACACACAUGUAGGAAUGCACAAAGUCUGAAUGAUUAUCUACAUUAUGUUAUAAUAAAUCUAAAUAGAUGAUGUUCUUUCAUGCUCUGUGACUUGAACACUAAUCGUUCACACAAACGCACAUGUCAUCCUGCAAGAACAUGAUCUUGGUUAUCUCCCUUAUUGUGUCAUGGAGAUAUUUUUAAAUAGAGCUGCUCUUUAUUAUCACUACUUUAUAGUGAAUUUAAAAGUCGGCUUUGUUAUUCUUAAAGCUCCUGUGAGGAGUUUUUAAACUUUUUUUAAUUUCAUAUUUACGCCUUUUCAUGAUUUACAAAAGCAAAACAGACUAUCAGUGACAGUAUUGAUGGUUGUUAUUUUACAAUUUUUGUUUGCAUGAAAGUGGUGUGGGGGUAGUGUCAGCUGAAAAGCUGAAGAAACAGCCUUCUUUUUUUUCAAAUUCAACAUAAAAUACUGAAAAAAAAUAAAAUCUAUGAAAGUCAAAAGUCAGCUGGAUGAGAUUUUUGGCCAGAAGACACUACCCAUUUGGAGGGCAAGAUAAACAAAGACUACUUUGUCAAGUUGAAAGUUCCUCACUGAAGCUUUAAUUAUAAACUUUUUUUUUUUUUUUGUGGUAGUAAGAAGUUGUUUAAUUACCACCAACUUCUUUUUGUAAAAAAUAUUUACAUAUUAUUGUUGUUGUCCCUUUUAGAUCAGCUUCAUACACUCUAGCUAAUGGUGUUCAAUUAUUUGAUAAAACAGAAACUUUUAGCACAGCUUCAUGUCUGAUACCUUUACUAGUUUGUAAUCUUGCAGUAGACAAAGCAGCAUGUGUAAGGUGCUGUACCUGCUGUCUCAGUGCUGAGAGUGUCAUAUUUUAGUCUUUAUGAUCAAGCCUCAUCAUAUAAUUAAUCAUACUUUGGUUUGUUUAUUCAAGGGCAAACUAUAAAUUUUAGAAAAAAGAAAGAAACUUCAGUUCAUAGCUGACAAAUGGCAAACACUGCUCAAAGACUCACUCUCCCUCUACUGAUCACUCGCCCACAUUUCCUUAUCUGAGCCCACUCUCUCUCUCUCUCUCUCUCUCUCUGUCUCUCGAUUUCUCUUUUUUCUCUCUCUGUCUCUCUUUCUCUCCCUCCUCUGUGCUAUAAAGAUCCUCAUUCUCGCCCACUCUCGCCCACUCCCUCACUCAGUCUCCCUCUCUCUCUCUGUCUUCUGGAUCAUCCAAUGGAUUAACCAUCGCUGAUCUGACCUUUGAACUCUCUUUGUUGUCAUGGUGAAGGGACCAGAGAGGGAUAUUCCUCAAAUCCAAGAGUCACACUGCUUGCCAUGCACACACAUACACACACAAGCGUACACAAGUGCACGCACACACACACACACACACACACACACGCAGUCUGUGGUCUCCAUAGUGACCAUAGAUGUGCUGGAUGAUAUCUGUUUGACUUAGCCACCGGCCACCUUAUGACCACAUAAGGCUAAUGCUUUUACUUCUGCUGUGCAGUAAGUUACGUGUGUGUGGUGUGUGUGCACAUGCGUGCGUAUGUGUGCAUGUGUGAGUGUGCGUGCAGAGCAGUGCAGUCCCAUUGGGGUGGACAGAGGAACACGUCUCUUCCAUAUUUGGCCUGUGGGAGAACCAAUCCCAGGGGGUGAAAAGUUGAAUGUAUGCCAGCUGGCAGUGUCCUACUCUGGGUCUCUUGCAGGCCAGAUGUGUUCUUCUCUCUGUCUGUGUGUGUGUGUGUGUGUGUGUGUGUGUGUGUGUGUGUGUGUGUGUGUGUGUGUGUGUGUGUGUGUGUGUGUGUGUGUGUGCGCGUGUGUGUGUGUGUGCGCUUCGGCAGGAUUGUGUUUUGUCUUCCUCCAUGGAUUUGACACACAUGUGGUCUUUUUGUGCUUUUCUCAGCUCUCAGAUUAAAUCAAAUAUUGUGUAAAGCUGAGGAAUAUAGCACAGAAUAUGAUCAUAACACUUUAUUUCCUAUGCUGGUUGAUGCUGACAUUUUUAAGGGUAAUAAAAAAGGGAUAAUGUAUAGAGAACAACUCAUGAUGGAGAUCAGAAUCCCAAAGGGCCGUAAAGUAUAACUACCCAUUCACUAUGCAUUAUCCUGCUUAUUACUCAGCCUCAGCUACCGGGUCAGGUGAUGAAUAUAUUGACACUAGAUUUGGAUUUAAAGAUGAUUUUACUGAAAAUAAUUUAUGCACGAUUAAAAAUAGUAGUCCCUCCGAUUUUGUGGUGGGUGGCACUACCAUGGCGUAUCUGUGCUGGACAAGCAAACAAACAUCAGAGAAAGAAUUUCAAUUUUCAGACAAGGUUAUUGGGGUGAUACUGGUAUAAUAAUCAUAGUCAUUUAAAGCUCCUGUGAAGAACUUUCAGUCUGUAUCAUUUUUUGCACCCACUGUGCUUCUGUCGAUAAUUUGAUUCUUUCCCAGUGCAUAAAAAAUCGGGACAAGGACAGAAGUCCAGUCACUCAGGAUUAGUGCUGGGCGAUAUGGAAAAAAAUGUAUAUCACGAUAUGGAUCAUUUUAUAUCACGAUAACGAUAUAUAUCACGAUAUAGCUAUGGUAUGCUUUCAGUUCUAUGAAAAAUUUAAGUUUAUACAGCUGCACUAGUACAGUACCAGUACAAGACCAGCACUUAAAACUAGAAAAAUGAAUAAAUAAAUACGUGGCCGAAGUGCGUUCAUGUCUGUGCUCGCCCAAAGUUAUGCAACACUCACAGAAAACGCCGAUAGUGUGAGCCAAAGCACUCCAUAAUAAUAAUAAUAAUAAUAAUAAUAAUAAUAAAUUUAAUUUGUAAUGCACUUUACAUUUACAAAAAAUCUCAAAGUGCUACAGUACACAGUAAAAAAAGAGCAGCAACAAUAAAAAAGCAAUAGAAUGACAGUCACAGAUUGGCAUAAAAAAAUAAUUUAAAAAAAUAAAAAAUAUAGAGUUGCAAUGUAAGAGGCAAGGUAGUAAAAGCAUAAAGCAUAGAGGAAAACUAACCAAAGGCUUUAUUAAAAAGGUCGGUCUUCAGGGCUCUUUUGAAGAGGUUGUUCACACUGCUAGAUGUUUCUCCUCCAAAGCUGCUCUCUGCCUCCAUCAUUGUUUACUUUACUCUUGAAGCACGUAGCAAGACCCGAGCAUGAAUCCGAGCGCUUUAUUCGCCUAUCAGGGGCAGACAGGUAAGGUGAUUUGAUUCGCCAUGACUCCAGAAAUGAUUGAAAAACUACAGAAUGUCACAAAAUUACGUACUGAGAGAUGACUACAAAAAUGGACGCACCUGUUCAUCUGGUUGUUAAACACGGCUGAAAAUGAUCAUCUAUUAAUGUUGUUCCCGCUCCUGCCCACUCCCGUUGCCUUUUUUCCCGUCCCGUCCCGAUCAAGGGAUUAAUUAAAAAAUGACUCCCAUCCCGUGGGAUUCCCGUGGGAAUCACGUGACCCACGGGAAUUCCCGAAAAAUGUCAUCCUUUACAGGGAAGGUCCCGGAGCAGAUGAGACAGGUGCCGGAGCGGCUGAAAUAGGUCCCGGAUCCGAUCAAAAGAGGUCCCGGAUCGCGCUCCGACUUGCUCCGGCACAAAUUAAGCACUGCUUACAAUGAUCCCCUCACGUGUGUAACCCAGGUAACCCGCAACGGCGGGAGACGCUGGACACGAAGAGGGCACGUAAAGCGGCGUCAUGUCGCAAAAUCGACAGAGAAAUGCAAGCCUACAUGUCAACGCAUCCUUUUCUUUGUAAGCAAAUAUUGUUUUCUUUCCCGUUCGACACCAAAUACACUUACUGAAUGUGCAAUUAUUGUUGUUGUUACUAUGAAUCAUCUGAUGGCACAAGCCCUAUGGAUAAAAUACAGCCUAUCGCCCGAAACGAUAAAAAUAAAAAUGGCACGAUAGACAUUUUCUAUCGUGCACACGAUAUCUAUCGUCCUAUCGCCCAGCACUACUCAGGAUCACCUUUUCCAGCUAUGACCUUGGCUCAACUGAGCUGUGCAUGUAAACGCACUGACUGAUGGGGAAAGGGAGCAAGCCCAUUCUUUGUGUACUAAAAUCAUCAAUAUUCCUGCACAAAGCAUGCUGGGAUACCUGGCAGCAUGGAUGGUAGUGCCUGUCGCUACCAGAUCCGUCCCAGAAACCUGAUUUGUACUGCACAUGUGCGAAACGCAUGUCACUUCCUCUUCUCGUAUUUCAAUGCUUUUUACGGCAUUGCUAUUGCUACCUACACGAUCAGCGCAAGUGCAAAUUUACGUCACCUUAAACUUUAUUUAAACAACUGAUCGAUUCAGAAACUAGCUGGCGAUGUGACAGGCUAGCUAGUGGAAGGCUCCAGAGCUAAUGCUGAGGCAUUCGCCAGAGCUCCUGCCCAGCACCAUGAGACCUUUUGGGCCAUAGAGCGCCGCCACCCGGUCAAAAUUAUGGUUCUCUGACUCUUCAAAGUAUCAAGGGGGGAUGCUCUGGAGGUGUGUGGCCCCCCAUUGUGCACCCUUCCCAGGCCACAGAGUGCGCCACAACCUGGUCAAAAAUCACAGUUCUCAGACUUUUCAAAGUAUUAAGGGAAGAUGAAGGGAACAUUUGAAACACAUGAUUAGUACCUUAAUCUAACCCUUUUUUUUAAACAAAAAAGUAUUUACUUCAUUUAUUUAACAAACAGAUUUUGGACAAUGAAUUUCAGCAUUUUUAUACUGCGUUUCAACUUCAGCAAUGAAAUAUCCACAUUUAUUCAAGCCUUUUAUUACUACAUUGCAAGUUUACAAUUAAGCUGUAGUAGGAACCUUUGAUUGUGAAACUGGGCGCCAUUCUCUUGACUUUCUGGCGCCCAGUUCGCAUUCCGUUCAGGCAAAAAACAUGUAGCUGGUGAUGAACUGAAGCAUCCAUUCUGACUGAAGGAAGCUCGCUGAUGGUGAAGUUGUCGAACAAGUGUUGAAACUAUCGCAAACUGCUAGGGGCAGAGAAUUGCUGAGCUGUCGCAAAGAUGGCUAGUAGAGAAAGUGACGUAUGUUUCGCACAUGCACUGUACAAAUUGGGUUUCAGGGACGGAUCGAGUAGCAACAGUGCCCCAUGCUUUGAAAGAAAACAGUCAUGCACUAUAAAGUUGAUAAACUUUGUGGAGUGUUGUUUUUAUUGAAAAGACUCUUCAAUGUGAGACAACGAGUGAAGCAGUCGGAGUGGGUGGCAUGUCCCUGGGUGUCUUGGCUGCGUGCUGCGGGCCUGUACUGUUGCUUGUUUUGCAAUAUUCUCUCUAGAUUGUUUAAUUUCUCAGAUGUGUGUCACGGUGGGGGUUUUAUAACUUGAACACAAAAAUCCUGCUCUGUAAAAUGUGGUUUAAAGUAAACCUCAUGUAUAUUGGACAUGCUUAUAUGAAACUGUGUUAAAUAGUAUCAUCCUCACAUUGUGGUGCAGCCUAAGUGGGACAGCGUGUUGGACAUUUGAUUUGGAGCUCUCCUCAUACUUCUGUCUUGCAUCAGCCUGCCAGAACACAACCUACAGUUACUGCUUGUCUUUGGCUCUGCUGGCUUCAUGCAUUUAUUUUUAUACUGUAUCUGCUGUGGACACUUUGUGUGCCAUUGGCCCAUUUAUUCUGCUCUGCCUUCAGGGGAAUUCUGAUGAUAUUCUUGGUUGAUAUUCUUACACUCGAGCUAUUAUUCUGCAAAGGUACAUACUGUACUUUCCUUGAAUGUCCUUAAGAUCUUUUUAAGUUAUCAGGGUGACAGUUAAAAGAAGAUGUACUGGCGUGCUGUGGCGGUACAAUCAUUUUCUUCGGAUUUCAUGACAGUAUCAUUAUGAGACAGACCCAACGGGGAGAAAGUCGUACAUUAUUCAUCAUGUUGCCAUCAGACAGGAAUACUGCUACAUUCCCUGACAGGAUAAAGAGAUGCUACAAAUUGCACCGUUUACUUUCAAGGAUUUUGCAGUAAUUGCAGGCAAGAGCAGAGCAACAUGUUGGAUAUGUAAAAGAGACAUUAAGUGAAAGACAGGGACUAACUCAGACUUUAACAGAGACCAGUCAAGAAAGAAGAAAAAGUAAGUUAGGCGCUGAAGUUACAUUGACCGUUGAUUAUGUUACAGCUAAUAAGCCAACAAAAACAAGACCUGUUGAAGAUACCUCACCGUCAGGUUCAGGAUGCUUGGUGCAUUUCAAUUUUAAUAAUUUAUUUUUUGAGAUUCAAGAUUCCUUUUUACCUGACAGUUUUCUCAUUUAUGUAUUUGCAUAUUGGCAGGAUGACACUCUGACACCAGUGUAAGAGGAAGGGGGAGAGGAGGGAAUAAGAGCUGAGGCAUUGUGUAAAAUAUUAAGAAAAACAAAUUCUUGAUGGUUUUCCAAUCAUGAUUGUAUCAGAAGUUGAAACUGAAAAAAAGUAUAAUUUAAGAUUAUGUUACAGAUUUGAGGCCAGUGAUACGAUCUACAAAGAAGUGGUUGUGACAUGCCCACGUUCACCCUUUUUGUUGCAUCACCUCAUCUCUCAGCCGAUACUCUGUUAACAUUUUGGGAUUAGCUCCAAGAGUUCUGUGUAACAUCCUGUUCUUGCCGAAUACAAGAUUUCAGUUCCCUAAAAGUUUGAAGUCUCUUUUGUCGUAAUUUUGGAGUCAUGAUGCAUCAAACAUUUGUAAGUGACAAGUUGGAACUUCAGACAGGCUAGUUUAGCACCCGUACUCUCCUACCACAGCAUAAAGCUGUGCUGUUGCAAUGUGUGAAGAAUGCAGUUUUGCAACUCCUCGCUGUGUUAGGCAAGAUCUUCCCUGGUCUUGUUUUUCCUUGGAAAAGGCACAGUCUUGUUGGCAACGUAUGUUCCUCUAAAACCAGUAUGUUCAGAAUUAAUGGCGCCUUCCCAGUUGUGUAAACUUGCCAUGCACUUUUAUAUUCCCAAGGUUGCUAGCUUUUAAACUUUGGGCUGAUAAAAAGCCAGGUAGUCCUCGGUCCCACCUUAGAGCAGAGGAUGUGACAUCCAUGAUUUCCAAGAAGAAUGUCAAGUUUUGAUUUGUAAGACCACAGAAAGGUUUUCUACUUCUCCGUAGUCCACCUUAAAUCAGCUCUGGCUCAGAGAAGUGACAAAAAGCUAUGUUCCUAGAUAGUGUUUCAGGGUUGAGAUUUUGAGCCUAUGCAGUGAUUUCCACUACAGAGUCAUGUCUGUUUUUUUUAAGCAGUGCUGUCUGAGGGCCUGGAGAUAUUGUGUUGUUUCAACCUUGCCCCAUUCAAACAUGGAUUUUUCAUGAAUUUUUUCUGAAUGUUUUAAUGAUUAGUUUGCUUGUUCAGCAUUAAACAGCUGUUUCAGAGUUGGGUUGUCCUUGUGCCAACUCUUUUGAAACUUCUUGUUAGCAUCACAUUUUAAAUGAGCAUAUACUGUGUUUCAUAUAUUGACAUUUCAGAAUUUCAUUUGUUAACUUAACGCUUCAAUCAUUUACAAACCAUCACGAUCAGCUCUUAUCAAAACCUUACAUAACUCUUUUUAGACUGGAGUCAUGUGAGCCAAAGACCAGCUCGCCUGACUCUCGGUCUGUCACCUCCCAGUCGUUAGAGGUAAGGGUUAGGCAGCCUAUUAGUAUGAAGAUUUCAAUCAGUUCAGCUCACACAGGUCAAAGUUCUUCAUGACAGAUACUGAUCCUCAAGGGCUCUCAAAGGUAUAGCUUGUGUCCAAUGUGAGUGAAUGAUGAACUGAUUAGUGGCCUUGCAUGACACUUGAUUAAUAUGUAAAUGUGUGUAAAAGGUUGGAUGUGACAUGAAACACCACUUAAGAAGAAAAGAGAGGCCCUGUACAAGUGCAGUGAUUUACCAUUAACCUGCAGCAGCUACUUUUUCAUUAAUGACAGCUUUGCUAUAAUUAUUUGUCUUUUUAAGGGUUGCAUCUAUGAUGAUGUAUUCUUGACUUCUACCAACUGUAACCUGUUGACAUUUUAGUUUCAUAUUCUUUAUUAAAAAAAAAACAAAAACAAACAUCGGUGAGCAAGUUCAGCCAGCGGUUAAAGACGUCAUCGUCAAACACAAGAAUAGCCUCCCGUGUUGUUUUUGUUGUUGUUGGACUGUGAACAAUGACCUAAUCAAGAGUUAUGCCUGCCUUUAUCACAGCACUCUGCACAUCAGCAGAAAAAUUACUGGAUGACAAAUUAACAGGUUCAAUAAGGUUCAGAUAAUGAGGUGAAUUUUAUCUUUUUUAUUCUUUUUUAGAAUUAUUAUAAUUUUUUUUGGGUGUUUGUUUUUACCUGUAACAAACCAGAGUAGUUGUUUAGCCCUACUGGCUGUCUUAAUGCUUGGCUAAGCUUGUCUACUGCUGGAUUUUUUUUAUCUUUGUGUCUUUGUCAGGCAUUUCAACUAAGCCUAUUAGCUGGUUUUUAUAAAGCUGAUAAUUCCUUGCCCUUAUCGACAUUAAAAUAAAAGCGCAGAAUACUUAUGCCAGUUUCAGUUUGUGCAAGAGAAAAAUCAAUCUCCAACCGUGUUGUCCAGGUAUGCUAGACUAUGAGUUAGUUGACUCAGUGUUAUUUCUUGGGGAAAUCUUGAGGAAACGUUAACAUAUCGCAGAGUUUUGUUACAAACCUGAGAUCAAGCUGCUGCCAUCUUGUGGCACUUGUAAGUAACUGCAAAUUACAGGUUUACAUCACCUGUUAAAUAGUAAUUCUAUCAAGACUACUGUUUCCUCUGAAUAAGUCAAAUAAAGUUAUGAAAAUGUAAUGUACCACUUCAGUCACCCUUUUCUUUUGCAUGAGCUGCACCCUUGUCAAUUGUUUUUGAGUAGUCAGCUCUGACCCCGGGGUUAUAGAAAAAGUCACAUCACAGGAGCAGAAUAGUACUGAAGCAGAGGAACUAUUCGGUCGUUAAAGAGAGUGUUGAACUGCCUCACUCAAGUAAAGUGAAGUCAUAAUUCUCUCCACAGAGGAAGAGGAAAGGGAAAUAUGAGUAAGGGAAAUCAGAACUGGAAGUUGUACAGAAGCUGAGCAGCUCCUGAGGCUUAGUUCAUAAUAACACACCACCACUAUCUUUCCAUUUCUCACCACACAACACUUUAUUCCCUCAACUCUACAUAUUAACUUCAACCGUGUCCACAGCUCUUUCCAGUAAGAGUGUGAGUGUGUGUGAGAGAGAGAGAGUGAGAGAGUGAGAGAGUGAAGUAAGAGGGAGAGAGAGAAAUGCAGUGAUCAGACAGUGACUCACGGCUCUGGUCAGCUGCUGGUUUCAGAGUAUUUUUGGAUCGAUGAGGGUGUGGUAGAAAGGGAAACCAGUAUAGGACCAUGUUAUGCUGUGCAUGCUAAUGGUCAGCAAAUUUUUACUCCUGUUUUUUCAGUAUCACCACACUGUAGUUACAGCUCAAUAAAUGUUUUAUCACUCCAUCCCACUCCAAGCAGUGUCUGCAUUUACGCAUGUGAGUGUGUGUGAGUGUGUCCAUCUCUUUGUGGAAAGGUUUAGGUGUGUGUGUGUAAGUGUGUGUGUGUGUUCUCAUGGUUAGCUGAUACUGAAACACGGCCCAGCCUCGCUUCCGGCGAUGGCAUGAAAUGAAUCUGACCCACUCCCAACAUCCUCCACAUCUCAUCCCUGCUGCUCUGAGUCACACACACACACACACACACACACACACACACACACACACACACACACACACACACACACUUUCCUUCCCUCUUCUCCAGCUGAAGCAUAUUCAUACAUUGCUUCACAUAUGCAUGCAUACUCUCAAGGACGAGGACUUGUGCUCAUUGAAUUAAUCGCGUUCCAAUUAUCAAAUGCCCCCCAUCUCUCUCUCUCUCCCUCCCUCUUUCUCUCUGUUUUCUCUGUCAUUUUCUGUCUUCCCUCUCUCCCUUUCUCUCUCUCUCUCUGUGGAUGGGGGUGGUUGUCAGCUGAUUAGAUAAUGCAAAUACAUUAUUUAUAACACUUUGCACGUUCUCGCCGCUUUAUGAGAUUGCCUAGCAACCAGGGAAAUAUAUUCUAUUGAGCAAGACCUCUGAUAACCAAGGAGAGAGAGAAAGGGAAGGAGAGAGAGAGAGAGAGAGAGAGAGAGAGAGAGAGAGAGAGAGAGAGAGAGAGAGAGAGAGAGAGAGAGAGAGAGAGAGAGAGAGAGGACUGGGAGUUGGCUGGCUCUUCUGUUGCUAUGUAUGGCUCAUCUGGGCCCACUUAUUUUUUCCUUUUUCUUUGACACCUCUCUCCUUUUUCUCUCCAUCUCCUCAUCCAUUGUUCCCAGUUUAGCUCUUCCUUACUCCUUUCCUUCCUUUCUUCCUUGUUUGUCUUCUUCCUACUUUUCCUUUUCUCUGUGUCUCCUGUUUCACUCCCCAUUCAUUUCUUCCUCCUCCUUCAUCUUCGUUCUCACUUCCUGUUGCUGUUUCCUCAUGGGGCUGUGUACCUGGCAUUGACUUCUAUACUGCUAUAUUUAUAGAUCUGCUCUGAGCCACAGAGAGGUGAGAAUUAACUUUGCAGUGCAGGUGUGCACUGUAUACAGCUUGUUUUUUUUUCCUCGCUUGUUAGCAUACUUCACAGCAGUACAGUUACAGUCACACAGUGUUUGUCAUGCACAUGUAUCAUUCAUUCCAGGGUGGAGAUGGUCAGCAACUUUAGUUUCACAACACAUUGAUAAAGCUCAGACUAAGUGUUGAAACUCUGAGCAGAUUAUGAGAAACUGACAGCUGAAGUCCGUAACUCAGUCUUUAUCUGUGUGAGACUUGCAGUUUUGUUGCUUGAAGACAUCUUGUGUCUGUUUUUGUGUUGUUGUUUUGAAUCUCUUUGUUUUCAUUCCCAUCUCUGAGUGAUCUUUUGGUGUGUCAUUGAGUGUAUUUGCAUUUGUUUCUGGUAAUUUGUUAGUCUUUGUAAAAAAAAAAAAAAAAGAUUUCAUUUUGUGGCUGUUUUUCAAUCUUUUUGUGUCCUUCAUGGUCAUUUUUGGUGGUUCUGUUGUUCUCCUGAUGUCCCCAAAAAAAGGCCAAUUGAAGUAAAUGCUUUGGUUUAUGGCCCUCCUAACCCUUUAACUACUGGCUUGUUUCUGCUAGGCCUGAUCAUGGUAUAUCCUUUUUGUGUUUUCUUUUACCUGUAGCCUGUGUGAACAAAGACUUAGUAACAGUGACAACGCUCCUUGGUGUCCCAAAGAUGGUGGAUCUCCAACUGGCAAUGCUGACCACGACUAGCUUCUUGUUCAUCUAGAUUUCUCUUAUGUCAACACUAAGCAUCAAACUACAUUGGGUUAACAGGGUCUGUAGACUAAAACUUGGGGAAGCAGCUACCAUGGAUCAGUGUGAUUUAACACCCGCUGUCACACCUCUCUCAAUUUCCAAUUAACACCUUAUAAAAGGAGCCGUCUAUUUCUGUAUUCCCAGUCUUUACACUAAAAUAAGAUAAGCUGCUGACUACAGCUUCAGAGUUGACAUACAUGUUACUGAUGUCUUCUAACUGACUGUAAGGGAUAUACCAUAAAUGCAUAGGGUUGUGUAUAAAAGGGGUUCAUAAGUAGACAAAGUUUAAAGCAGUGUGACCGGGUCAAGACCAGCAGCCUCAGCUCACCUCAGCUCUCCCUGCCUGACUGGACUGAACCUCUGAUGGGAUUAAGGGUUCAGGUGAGACACUCUGCUGGUUCAGAGGCAGUUCAUCGGGUCACUGGGUUACACUGUGUGUCUGUGUGUGGGAGAAGUUAGCCUGCAGGCUUUCAACAGAUACAGGUUACAAGUUUGGAGUGUCAGCAUACCCUUGGGGUGGCCAUAUUGGAUUAUGAUGGGCCUUAUGAACCUGAACCGAGAGCCCCGUACAAACAAAACAUCUGGGAUUAAAACUUUGAAUGAUUUUUUUAACCUUUAUCUAAAUUUAAGUAUAACUACCAUUGUUUUUAUUUUUAUAUUAGAAAUUAUAAUCUGUUAUUUUCUUUCUAAAUCAUGUUAUGUCGGUGGACUCUAUCUAGCUUUGGUAAAGAAAGAGCCUAUGGUGAUGUUUUUAAUCAGACUAUCAACACAUUCCAGUAUUUAUACUCAAACUACGAUGUGAUAAAAUGUAACCAUAGCUUUGGGAUGAAAAGGUUUUGAUAAUAAAUAGUGAUCCAAAAACUGUUCUCAUAAACCAGUGUCUGUAGUUUAAUAUCAAAAAUUACAAAGAAAAAGAAAGAGCUCUCUCUUUUAAUCUGUGCGCAGUGUGAAAUAUGAAUACUAGCAGACCUCUCCGGUGCUAAUCAAAAUAAUCAGAUCUGUGCUGGUUUGAGCUUUUUCUUUGAUCCCGCGGAUAUAAAUGCACUUGAUUAAAUGAUGUAUGCCCCUUUCAGUAUUUAUACAUUUUGUUGGAUGUACCUUAAAAGAUGGAUGUGAAACAUCCCUGCCUGCUCGCUUGGCUUGACUCAGCUCUGCUUCAGUGGUACAAUAGAGAACAAACCUGCACUGUCGACUCCACGGGAUCAGCUGAGGUAAAACUGCAGACAGAUGGCUGCAAGUAGAAAACAAAACCAAUAGAUACCAGUGUUUUUAUUGUAAUGCCAGAAACUCGCACCAGCAAUCUACAUGUUCUUGAGUGUACAUUAUUCACUCACUAAUCUGCUCACUCUGCUACUCCCUAACGCAUCUUUUUACUCAUUUUAUUUUCUAAAAACAGCUGAAAGUCUUCCUCAUGUUGCCUCUGCAGCCUGGAAAUCUUCCCCUGAGACCUUUUUGACAAGGUUUUAAAAAAGAGGUGCAGCCAAAACCAAAAGUACUCAGUCACUUCUCUUCUGAGAUGAGACAGUCAACAGGCACCAAGCUGGAAAAUUAUAGCAAGCUUAAGCAAUGCCUGGAGGUGAAAGUUUGACCAAAACCUUCAAGAGGACUCAGAUGUUCAUAAACAGAAAUAUAGAAAUUCUCAGGAGAACUGAAUAUGAGUGAAAUGUUCUUGCAAACAUCUAUCUGUAUUUACAUCUAUGUAUACUAAAUACAGCUGUGUGUGAUGUACUGUGGCUUUAAUUUCUUAGGUUAUCCUCCACCUGUUUGCCUGCCUGACUACAGGAACGAAGUUUAAGAGGGGUUUUAUACCUUGCUCUGACUUCUCAUUAAAAUAUGUCUGCCCACCUUUAAAACUGGUAUUAGGUAAAGAAAGGACUUAUAGUAAGUCCAUGUUUUCCUAUUUAAGUCUGUUAUAUUCUGUUUAUUUGUGAAGGGAUGCUUGCAGCCCCGGUUUAUCAGUGUUGCUCUAUAAAUGUAUUUUCUGAUGUAACGGUGCUAUAGUUUCAGAUCUUUUUAAAAAGACUGUUAAAAAUGGAGUUUGGUUUGGUCAUAGUCUAUGUUCACAGUUAGUCUCAGAUGCUCGUCCUUUAAAUGGGUGCGGCCUCAGAAGAAAUCAUGUGACACAGAUAAAGAAAAUGAGUCUCCUCAGGACACCUUAUCGUAGUUCAGCCUCUGUUUAUUCUCAGGUGUUGAUAAAACCGAGCUGGUGAUGGGGGUGAUCAUCUUUUCCAUGGUUACCAGCUAACUAACAGAUGGAGCAGUGUGUGUGUGUUUAUUUUGUGUGUGUGUGCGUGUUUGUCUGUGCAACAAACUGAGAGAGAAAAUCAUAGUUGACAAUAAGGGUACUGUGCUGCUUAAAUAAAAUAAUAUUCUGCCAUUAUUUUUUGCUGAUAAUACAAUUUUAUAUGAUAAAAACAACAAAUAGCAGUAUUGUCGAUCCUCAGUUAAUGGAAGAGUAACAAGCUGACAAGUUAGUUUUGAGGCACAGGCUGGGAUGUAGUUUAUGAUACGAUUGCAUUGUGCAAAACAUGCUGAAGUAUUCAAAGAGGAAAAAUGCUUAAGUUUUAACACAAUCUUCCAAAUCACCAAGAUGUAAUUAACAAUUAAGGAGCAGUAGCAGCAGCUAGCAUUAAAACCAAAGAACACAACACCAUGGUGCCGAUUGAACAUUUGGUAACUGCAGAAAGUUACCUAUCUUUGACUCACUCAAGCUAACCAGCCUUUUUCAGCCUUUUUUUUUCUUUCUUUUUUUUCCAUUGUCUCAGACAUGUAAUCUUUUUCACAUGCCUUGACAUGUUUCGGUGGAAACUUUCGCCUUCCUCAGAAGUGUCAGUUGGUGGUAGGUGUGACAUGUCAUAUUAGCUGGUGUUACUGAGGUGUAACCCUCCUGUCAAUGGUCAACACUGUAAAAAUUACAAUCACUACAAAGGUAUGGAUUGUCCUACUUCCUCCUCGUGUGAAUUUGAUGUUUCCUGUAGUGUCCAUGGCGUUCAGAUGGUCUGUGAGUUUUUGAGUAUGUCCUGCUUUUACCUUCUCCAGUAUGUCAUCCACGCAUCUUUUCCACAGUGUGGGUCUGUAUUCCUCGGGUACGGGUGUUCUGACUUUUUUCCUCCAGAUCUUCCAUAAAAAAACACAUUUUAGCUGAGAGUGGGCCUCCCAUGACAAAUCCCUCUUUCUAUUUGUAUAUUUGGUUCCUGAACUGAAAAUAUACUGAUGUGGUGAUAAAAUGGAGAAGAUGUGUGAUGUCCUGGAUGGUUAGGUUUGUGCGUUUCUAUAAUGUCCUGUCUGCUUGAAGCUGGUCCUGGGGUUUUUGUGAAGAGUGAUAUGAUGUCAUGUGAUAUGAAGAUUUCAUCUGGCCCUACUUUUAUGUUUUUAAACUCGUCUGCCAGCUGUUUUGAAUUUUUACAGUGUUAGUCUGUUUGGCCUAGAAGUGGUUUUAUUAUUUUUGUAAGUGGUUUUGAUAAGUUGUAGGUGACUGAUCCAAUGGGUGCUCCUGGUUUGUGUAUUUUUGGUGUGCCGUAGAUUCUGGGGGUGGUUAGUAGUGGUUUUAAUAUCGCCUUGAGUUUGUUCCUAUUAGAGGCAAACAGACAGUGGGAGGCGUGACCGUCGUGUCAAAAAAAUCGACAGGAGGGUCACGCCUCUGUAACACCAGCUGAUAUGGCGUGUCACACAUGCCACCAAGUGACACUUCUGAGGAAGGCGAAAGUUUUCCGCCGAAACAUGUCAAGGUAUGUGAAAAAGAUUGCAUAUCUGAGAUAUAAUAAAAAAGAAAGAAAAGAAAACUAUGACAUCAGAUAAGGAAUGAUUUAUUGGAAAAAAACAUCUACCUUCACCAGGAAAGGUAACAAUCAUCCCCUUUCAGCUCAGUACUUGUAAAUGUCACUCAUCUUUGCUCACUAAAUCUUAGCCUGUCUUACCCUCAUGUGUGCACAAAACUAGAGAAGGUGUUAUCAGCAUCAGCUCAAAUAAUCUUUGUGAACCAAUAUCUUAACUUUUGUGUCCAUUUGUUUGUGUGUCUGUGUAGAGAGCAGUGUCGUUGUGUUUGCUUGACUCCAUGCUGUUGGCAAGUUGCGUGAUGCCCUUCCCUUUUAAGCUCUCAAACAACCUGGACCCUGACUGAGCUGUCCUACAGAGGGACAAAACACACAAGUGCCAGAUACACACACUCACACAAAGUUGUGCAUGCCCUCUACCAUAGCAACAACAGGUGUGAUGCAUACGACUCCUCACCCUCUCACAGCUUGUACUUUUGGCUGUAAUAACGUUAUAUUGAUUUACAUCCCCAUACACUUAACUACUCAGCUUUUAUGCCACAUGUCACACAAGCAAAAACACAGGCAAGCACAUACACACUUAGUACAUAGCCAUCCUCCUGGCAGAGCCCUGGGGGGUUGUUGCCCAUCAAAACUUGAAAUUAAGUCUUUAAAUCAUAUUUGGUAGAAAAACUCAUUGGUUUGAAAGAACAGUUAAAUAUAAUUUGAUGUAGUGGCCCUCUCACUCUGCACUAAUGCAUCCCCGUUUGUGUGUCUGUGUUCAGACUGCUCACAUUCUGCCAUGUCUUUCAGCUCCUAAUCUAAAGAUUUUGUGGAUUUUCUCUCUGCAGUUGUACAAUCCCAGUUGAAAAUGACUCUGGUAAAGCGAAGGACGGUUGGAUGUCAUCACUGAAUAUUUUUUUUUUGUUGUUGUAUUAAAUUAGUCUGUGGGACAGCCGGCAUUAUAAUCCAAGAUUUGGAUUUUAAGUAUAAAGCCACCAUCUGCUUACUUGCUCUAACGAUGCCAUGCCAUGCUCUGAUUUUGGAUUUAUGAGGGAAAAGUUUGAAGUUUGAUUUAUGCACCACUUUCAUGCACAACGUACAUUAAGGGGAACUUUUUGCCCUUCACUUGUUUAGUUUUUGCACCUCACUUUAACAGUUUAACACAAACAUACACACACUUUUUGAGAGCCUACUUACUUUUUUAAGUAGGCCUUUAUUGCUGAUCAUGCACAUGUUAGCGCAGGUUUCUCAUCUGUCACUUCUCCUUCAUGCAGGGCCGUCUUUUGGUGAAAACUGAUCGUGUCCACCUCGGGGAGAAGGUCCUGCGUGAUGCGGUUCAGGUCCACAGCACCUCCCAUGAGGCGUGGAGUGGCCUCGGUGAGGCCCUGCAGUUGCUGGGCUCCAGCCAGGCCCCUGAAUGUUUCCUCACCGCACUGGAGCUCGAGGCUUCCUGCCCCAUCCGACCCUUCACUAUCAUCCCAAGAGAGCUUUAACAGACCUCAAAGAGGGUCUGUGUUGAAGGAUAAGCAAGCUGCUGGAAAACCAUUCAUUGCUGAUGGAUAAAGAGUCUGAAGGACAAAUAUAUAUUUUUGAAAUUUUCUUCUCCAGAUGGUUAAAAGGAGUUUCCUUUUGCUUAUGUCUGCUUAUUUAAUAUGAAACUAGGCCAGCAGGCAGCUCAAACACAACUACCCUUCCUGGAACCAUAAAAUCUGAGUUUAUAAUCUCAAAUGUGGGGUAAAUUAAGAAUUUGAGAUAUAACAUAAGACUAUUUUAGAGAUUAUGAAAGUAAUUUUCAAAUGGAUCCAGCCCUCUCUGGUUCCAGUCCUCAAGCUUAGCUAAGCUAACAUGGUUGUAGCUUUAUAUUUAACCAGAAGGAAAAUGUUGUUGCAAUCUUGUCAUAUUUCUUUUCAACAGGAAAGCAAAAAAUUAAGAAUGAUGAUUUUCAUUUUCAUUUAAUAACAACACUUUCAUUUACAUAGAAAAGAAAAAAGUGUUUUUUCAGUUUCUAUUUUUCACAGUCAGCUCAUGUUUCAUCAGUCUGAUUGUCCUCUGAUGCCUGAGACUCAUUCUUGAACAUUUUCAGAUAAAAAGUUUAUUUAAAAAAUGUAUUUUGCGUGAACUGUUAAAUAUCUUGAUUAAACACUGAUAUUUAUUGGGAUUUCAGCGCUGUUUGUGAAGAAAAGCAACAGAGGGGGACUUGGUUUCUCUGUUAAGAAAUCACUUUUAACGUUAUAAUGAAAGACUGUAACUUUGUAACUAAUUGUGUUAGUAAAAAAAAAAGUUGUGAAUUGUAUUUGAAAAAAUGUUAAUGUCACUCUGCAAAGCCUAUUAAUUCACCAUAAACUCAUGGCAGCCUUUAGGUCCUUACACACUGGGCGAGAAUUCGCCAGGCGAAUUAUUCGCCUUUUUUUAAAACAGCAUAAAGUCAAUGCAAGCUUCCACACCACCAGCGAUUUUUCCGCGGGGCGAAAAGCCGCUUUUAUUUUUUCGCUCCUGUGUCGAAUUUUUCGGAUAUUCGCAGGCAAAUAUCUGGACCUGCUCGACCUCUGGCUAAUCAAAAGUCAUGUUGUUGAUGACAUCACAGACCCAUACGGCUGGAGGAGAGGGAGAAGUUUGAGAUUAUGAAAACGCAGACAAAGACAGCUGAGGUGCAUCCAAAACUCUUUCGAAUUACUAAUGAAGUAGUUUUCUCACAAGAUGACACUCUCUUGUCUUCCCUAGGAGACAGGUGUCAUGCACACUUCACAGGGUGACCGCCUGCGACUUUAUUAAUUCGGCGAAAGCGAUUUUUCGGACCGGCGAAUAUUCGCAAUUUUCGUCUCGCUAUUUCGCUUCGCUCCGCAAAUUCGCCGGUGUGUAAGGACCUUUUCCCUUAUGUCAUGUUAAGUGCUGGAUAAAGCAGCAACCUCUUGCCUUUUGAACCAAGCUGAUGCAAAAGUGGUAAAAACUGCAGUUCCCAAAGUGUCCACUUGAGGCUGUUUUCAGAAACACAGCGAAACCACACACACACACACUUAUUUUAAAGUAAACUAGGGUGACUAUACGUUCUCUCUUACUGGACAUGUCCUCUUUUUGGGGGGCUGUCCGGCUGUGUCCGGGGAAGUUUAUAAAAUCCUUCAAAUGUCCGUGCGGACUUCCUGCGGCUCCGUGACUCCGCCCUCGCUUAGUCGUGUCCUCUUUUUAGGAAGUCAGAAUAUGGUCACCCUAAGUAAACAUGUUUGCAGCCUGGUUGAGAGAAAGUUUUUGUCUGAAUGGCUCGUUUCUCUAUCCAUACACACUCUGCAGUGAGGGAAUUAUUUCAUUAACAUUAGUUAUAUAAAGCUUACUGGCCUAACAGGCUAGUUGUUAGCAAGGAGGCUAAAGGCCUGCCUCCACUGUACCUCUUAACCUCUUUGAGGGUCAACUGAAAAAUGUAAAGUAAAGUGAGAAACAAAUUGUUAGAAACUAAUAGCAGUAAUGAUAAACUAUAUCAAAGAAAGAUGGAGCUAAGACAGUGAUAACCCCAAACCC